UCGUCAAAUCGCCGUAGUUAUUAUUGCACGUACGGAAUUAUUAACGCGCAAAACCACCCCGCGGUACACGCUCGUUCGUCUGCUGCGGCGGCCGCCACACGGAUAUACGUGCGGUAUUGUUCAGUACGCGACUCGACGCGGUAUAUUAAUAAACGGGCGGAUACCGGAGUCCGCGAGUAAACAAUAUAAACGUACUCGAAUAAAUUUGCACCGGGCCAAUCGUAUCGUAUCGACCUUUCGACGGGGGCUUUCCCAGGGAAAUGCCGCUAAUGCUGUUGCUAAACUCUGUCACCGUCGCCGUAGUCCGUCCGUGCCAAAUAGUUAACAACAGAAAAUCGGAAAACACGUGCACCGCGGUUCGGGGACACCGUAGUCUCGUCAAACUGCCGAUGGCAAAGGUAAGACGCGAUUGACACGGGACUCGUAUAAGUGCAGUCGCGAACGCACUUAUCAUUCAAUCCCUACAUUUUUGCCUGCGAUUGCCUUUGAUAGGUUAUAUUAUUAACGUAACGUCGUAGAAUACAUAUUUUUAUUAAUUGGGUUUUUCGGUUUCUUGUAGUUUUAGCCGAUAUCAUAACAAUUUGAUGGUUAUCGACACGUCAUCAUAAAUAAUACCUAAGAAUGGGCCCCCUCCCAUUUUAGAACUGGGACGAGGGCUGCAGGCUUAUCCGACGAAUAAAGUUCAGAAGCUCAUUUUAUAAAUAUGUGCCGAUGUAACUAGGACUUGGGAGCUUAGCCUCUGUAAACGUGCGCCUGAUACUCCAAUAGGGUUGUUUUCAAAAAUAUUGGAAAAGAUAUUUUGGCGGUCGGGUACGGGGGCUUGAGUCUCAGUGACUUAACAUAUCCUAACUUUGCCUAUGUAAGUAUAAUAUACGUAUACGCUGACGAAAACGGUACGUGCAGAUUACAAAACUAUUGUAAUUCUCGAUAGUUCGUAAAAUUUAAGGAUUAAGAAUAAUAUUAUUAUUUUAUGUUUAUUUUUAUAUAAUAAAAAUAUACUACGUCCAUGACCUACAAUAAUAAUAAUAAUAAUAAUAAAAAAAAACCAUUAAAAAAAAAUACAAAUAUUAUAUACUACUUUAAUUUUAGUAUAUGGCAAUUGUAUUUGGUGUUCCAUCCCUGUAAAUCCACUACCGUUUUUCCGCGUCCGAAGUAUUUUUUUUUUUUAAUUUCAAUACAUAAGUUAUAAGUGAGUUUAUAUGUAAAUUAACGAAAUAUUCACAGUCCUAUAGUAAUAAUAAAUCAAGAAUACCUGGUAUUACCAUAUAUUCAACAUGAAACAACUACUAGCCUGGUAGUUUAUUUUCGUAACCGGCUUAAACACUAUAUUCUAUUGGCAUUUGACACCUGCAGUGACGUAUAAAGUAUUUUUUUUUUUGUAUGAGGCCCAGCAAUAUUCUAUACUUAAUACCAUCGUUCACCAACAUCCCUCUUCUAUGGAGUGAUGAACUGUUAUUACUUCAAACCGUUUAAAUCCACUGUAGUAUAAAAAUCACGGUCAUGAGCACUUCAAAAAAUUACUAUCAAAAAAUUAUCGAUACAUUUGUUUUGUUUUAAUGAACUAUCGAAUAAUUGGUUCUUAACCGAAUAGUUGUUAACCCAUUCGAACUGAAUGCGAUCAAUCAUCGAAUGAAUCGAUAGUAAAAAUUUGGUUUUCCGUAUCACGAAUAAAAUAUAUACAGUAAGUUCCAUUCCGUGUUGGACGGAUUUUUUUGGCGCUGUUAGUAUUAAAUUUGUUUUGAUUUUUUUUUUCAAUCGAUUUGUUUUCGAGAGGGAGACAUCGAUUUGGAGACAAAUUAUAUUUUAUUUUCAUCCCCUAAAAAAAAAAAAAAAAAUAAAUUUAUUUAUUCACAAAAAAAAAAUUUCAAAAUGGCCAUUUUGUAAAAUAUAUUAUUCUAAAAAAUGUAAUGUAUCAUACAUUUAUAUCCGAUUAAUAAUUUCUUAGUUAUAGCCGUUUUAAUUAGGUGUGAAAAUAAUUAACUAUCAAUAAAAUAACUCGUUAUGCGAUAAGGAAUUUAUUAUAAUCAGCAGAGAAACAAUUCUUUACCUACUAUUGAAUAUUAAUUUUUUUCACGCCUAUUUUCUAGAAAUUAAAACGGCUAUAGUAAAGAAACUAUUAUAAUGGAAUAUUAAAUGUAUAAAACAUUAACAUUUUUAGAAUAAUAUUUUUUACAAAAUAGUUAUUUUGAAUAUUUUCUAAAAUGAAUAAAUAAAAACAUUUUUUUUUUUUUUUUUGUCUUUAGAGGAUGGAAAUAAAAUUUAAUUUGUCUCCAAAUCGAUAUCUCCCUCAAAGACAAACCGAUUGAAAAAAAAAAAAAAAAAAUCGAAACAAUUUUAAUAUUAACAGCACUAGAAAAAUCCGUCAAACAUGGAGAGACACAUUAUAUAUAAUAUUGUUAUAAAGUCAUUCUCAAAAUCCAUGACAAAGAAAACGCGAAAGAACCUGGAAAACGUAAUGACGUAAAUAUUGUUAUUUACCAAAUUAUUCCUUUCCGAGUUUUGAUAUUUCAAAUUUUGCUAACCAUCCAAAAUAAGUUUGAGUUAGGUUAGGACACAGGCUCACCGGCAUAAAUAAGAGAGAACAAGGAAUGGCUUAGACCAAAUUAACGAUUUUGUAGUCCUCAAAAUCAUGUCUAAGUAAUUAGUAUAAUGGUGACAAAAAAGGCAUGGGUGUCAUUCUGCCAGUGAGUUUAAGCUCCGGUAACUUAAACAUUUUUGUUAAGUUUUCGCAAAGGACCUACACAAAAGAAAAGAAAAAUAAGAAAAAUAAAAAAAAUUCUCUAUCAAGCCUCUAAUCGACAUGAUCGUAAUGAUAUAAUAAAACAACACGUCCGUUAUUGUUUGUUGAGACAUUAUAAUAUUAGAAUCAUAAUAUUUUAUAUUUUAUCGAUUAGAUUUUUGUAAAUGCAUAAAUGGUCCAAAAGUUUCGAGUUACAUUAAUUUAGCUGUACCGAUCAUUAGUUACAAUGCUGAAAUGGAAAACUUUGGCGUUUUAGACCGCGAAUUAAUUUUGGACUUUUUCGGUAUUUACCAACAAGUACGGCCGAUAACAUCUUGCUACGCUUUGAAUCUAAAAAUACAAAGAUAUAUCACAUGCAUCCUAGUUGAACAUUCAUUCAUUAAUCGCUUUGCUAUUUGAAUCCGAAAUAAUAGUACGUCAUAUAUAUAAUGUUAUUAUUUAUUAGUUUUUAGUAUAGGUAGGUAGUGAAUUAAUGACAACGUAGGUGAAUCCUUUUUUGCGAUAACAUUUUCACCGUUGUAUUUUAUAAAAUAAUAAUAAUCCCUCCAAAGAAUUAAAAUCGCUGAAUAUUUACGUUAGAAUUAAUUAAUUAUCUCGUGACAGAAUGCUAUUGAAAACGAAAUUUUUGUUGCAUCUUCUCGAGAAUCUAGACGAGUUUAAUUACAUAAUCUUAUAUUUGUAAUUUAAAUAUGAAAAAGAGUUAAUACUAGGAACGGGUGUGGCCACUGUUCUAGGUAGGCAGUGGGGAAGAUUGGAUACAUAAAGUUAUUUAAUUUAUACCUGUAACUGAAAUUAAAAUAUUGAUAACGAUAACCGAUUCGGAGCUAAUUUCGGUUAUAUAUGUUUUGAAAGUCCGUAAUACUUACGAUUUUCGUCAAAAUUUAUCAUUAAAAUUCUUACUAAAAAAAAAAAAAUCAAUACACAUUAAACAAAAAUUGUUUUCAUUGACCACUUAGUACAAUUCAUAAUGAACCUCCGUUAAAUUGUCAAGCAUUUUUAUUGACUGAGAAUACAACAAAAGAGGUUGAUGCCGUAUUUCUAUUGGAGCAACAUGUCUGGUAUAAAACAUAAGUUGAACAUAUUAAAAUAAUUAAACCAGGACGCUACGUUGCUAUAAACAUUAAUUAAUUUUAAUUCUUUGGUUUUUUCCCAUUUAUUCGAAAAACUACUUUUGAUAUCAAAGAACGACUUAUUCUAUCAAUGGAAAAGUAUUCAGGCCGGUUUACACGCAAUUACUUAUUGUACGGUUUAUCGGAUAUUAACCCUACAAUGCAUGACUUUUUUAUUUUAUUUUUUUUUUGUCCAUUGACCACUUAUUUACAGGAAAAAUAUUUAUUUUUUUUUUUUUAAAUCCUAUUCAGAUAAGUAAUUUUUUACAAUACUACCGGUAGGCAACAUCAUGUAUAGUAGGGUUAAAAACGGACAAAAUAAUGUAAAUUUUAUAAUAUCUACACGUUCCGUUUAUUACUCAAUUUUCCAUCUCAGUAUCAACUGUAUUUUUCUUCAGUUAAUGUUCAGUGCUAUAAAAGAAUAAUCUUAUGUUCAGUUUUUUUUAGUGACUUUUAACGAUAUGGAAGAAGUACUGCUGUGGUUUUUUACCAUAAUAUCGUUAUAUUACGGGUACAUCAGCUUAUGGGAAAAAGGAAGGUAAAGAGAAGAAAGCGGUCAAGGAAAUGGCUUUUAAAAAGAACUCAGUACUUCCGUGACAAUUUACUAAAAUAAUUGAUUAUUGAAUCUGUUAUAUUAAUGAAGAAUGAUGAUAAUGACUGGUGUCAUUAUUUGCGUAUGAAUGCUACGACUUACAAUUGAUUGUUGGAACUGGUAACGCCAUACAAAAAGAAAGAUGACGAAAAGUUGUAUAAUGCACCGAACCUGUGUUUACAUGCAACGACUUGUCUUUCAAUUUAACGGAAAAUGAAUCCGUGCCCAUCAGACUUUCGAUCCAAGAAAAAAAAUCGAUCUCUUGUCAUCUUUAGAUUGGAGCAUUAUUUUUAGAAGUAAACAUCGUGUAAACAUGAUAAAAACAAUGAAAACGGUAACGCCAUGUCGUUGCGCGUCGUUAAUAUUUUCUGUUUUACUUAUAAUUUUCUUAUUAUUCAUGGACCCCCAACAUGUAAUUACUAUAAUUUAUAACAUAAUAAUUUCUUAUCAUUUUAUUAUUAUUGUAUUAUUAUUAUUAUUAUUAUUUUUAAUUGAAACUAAACGGUUUUUACAGUAAAAUGGUAUAUAAACGAAAACAAUCACAGUAAUUAUGAUACAAAUACAAUAAAAAAUGUACACGUAAAAUUUAAAAAGCAUUUUGUUUUAUUAAUUGUUAAUUAUUAUAAUACGAUUAUAAUAUUAGAAAGUUUUACAAAUAUUGCCAAUUAAAAUACUAACAGUUAGGUCUACCGAUUAGUCAAUUAGGAUUAAAAAUAACAAAAUUCGGAUUCGGUGUUUUCACCUGACUCUGCACCUUGCAUGCUCUAAUAGUCUUAACCCAAAAAUUAUUUCACCAAAUAAAAGACUUCAACAUUUAGUAUCUUUUUACAGAGAAAAUCUUCGUAUGUUUUAUAUUUUCAAUUGAACCUUUUUAGAUUAAGAGUAGGAAUUGAUACCCGAUAACAUCGCCUAAUCAACCACAAAAGUGAUAGGUUACAUUUACUAGGCAAUGAUAUCAUUUCAUAACAUUAUAUUAUAGGAAUGAUCACCAAUUCCUAGGAAUUAUAACCAUUUGCGGUGACAUAUACAAAUAAUAUUUGAUCAACUUUUUCGUAAACAAAAAUAAAAGGUAAACAUUUAUUAUUUAAGAUGUGUGUAUCUAAAGUAUAAACCCUAAAGGAACAAUAGUAUUGAAAUAACCAUCGAGGAAUAUUCUAGUUUUAAAUUUUUUUUCUUUUUAUUAUUAUUGUUAAUUUUAGAUUUAUAGUGUAAUAUCGAAGAGUUGUUGAUAGUUUUAUUGAUAGAUGUGUUUUUUCCAUUUUACUCCAAUUUUCAAGAAUAUACAUUUUUUCUGAAAAUAUAUCUGACUGCAAUGAUAUUUUAAGAAGGUUAUAUUUUGAUUCCCCCAGCUAUUUUUAUAAUAAAAGGGGAAAAAAGGGAAAAACAUAGGAAAAACAAGAAAAUAGGUACAAUAUUCUACUUUGCGAGUCAAUCAGUGGUAUUUAAAUUCCCUUCUUUUCCCAGAAAUCAGGAAUUUUACGAUAUUAAAAAAAUAUUAUCAAAGAAAAUAUAUAAUGCAUAUGCAAUUAUUUCAACAUGAGGUAACGUGAGGAGGGAAGCCCAUCAGUGUGGAAACCCUCUAACUUGGGGAAUUUCAUUAUUUUAAAUUUUAAUUUGUACGGCUUAUGUUUUUUACCAUAAAUAUUGCUCAAAUAGAUAAAUGACAAGAGACAUUUUGUUGAAUUUUUAAUUCAGUUCAUGAGUAAUUUAUUUUAUAUUUGGUUUUCAUUGUAGUUUUUUUAAUAAUUAGAAAAAAAUGUAAAAUUAAAACUGACAAAUUUGUGGCGUUACGAUUUUAUUAUUUUUAACUUUUACGGCUUAUGUUUUCUAUCAUAAAUAUUGUUUCUAUUAAAAAACAUCAAGAAAUCUUUUUCGUUGAAUUUAUAAUCUUAUUGGUGAACAAGAAAGUAGAUUUUUGAUUUUCUUUGUAGUUUUUUUUAAUAACUGAGCACAACCGAACAAAAAUUCAGAAAGUACGGGGAAAUAAACAAUAAUAAUUAUUUUAUUAUUUUUCAGUUUCAUUUUUUUAAUGAAAUUUAGUUUAAUAUAUUCAUAGAAUGUCAGUUAAAAAUGUUUGUAUCGACUCUAUGGACUUCAAAUUUGGACGGAAAACUUAUAUUUGCUGUUUCUAGACGAGGUAAAAUGUUUAAAAAAUUUGAACAGGUUAUUUCUUAAAUGUCGUACAUUGUGGUAAAAAAAAAUUGAGUUUGAUGUAGUAUAUUUUAUAAAGGAAUUUUAAUACCAAAUUUUGACGAAACUCGUAAAUAUUACGGCCUUUCAAAACAUGCAUAACCGAACUUCGCUCUGAAUCGUUUUCGUUAUUAAUGGUUUAUUGUUAGUUAUAGGUAUCAAUUAAAUAACUUUAUGUAUCCCAACUUCUUCACUAUCCAUCUACAACAACAGCCGUUAUCAGUGACAAUAUCAGCUCUUUUGUUUAUAAAAUUUGCUAUUAGAAAAUAAAAAGUAGUUAGUUGUUUCAUUCCUUAAAAUAAGGACAACAAAGAAACAGAGUAUUGUAAUAUUUUAGACCUAUUUCCAAAAUAUUCUUAAAAGUAAAUUCCGAAAAAGUUAAAAUUUUCCGAGUUAAUGAAUGUCUUACAUUAUGUUGAUUACAUACAUGGUAAUUGACGUUAGAUCUUUUAAUCUUUACAUUUGUUGGUUAUUUUUUGAUAUCUGAUGUCUGUUGUUUUAUUACGAGUGUAUCAUCUCCAUCUAUAUGCAAUAUCACUCCCCGAAUUGGAUUGUGCACUUGACUACCAUUUCAGAUAAUCAGUUUCUGGAUACAGAUAACUGAAGGAAUGGUUACCAGACGGAAUAUCUUAUAGAGACCGAAUGAAAUUAAACAAUAAUAAUAAUAAUUAAUACUACACUGCAUGUAUUUGGCCAUAGAAAAACUUGUAAUAGGUAAUCAGUAAAUUGUGAGCUUGUGUUUUAUUAGAAUUAUUAUUAUUUUAUUAUGCAUUCAUGAUAAUUUAGUUAUGCAAAUUUUUAACGGUUUAUCGACUAACAAUCAUCAUUAUUAUGAUAUUUAAACAAACAAAUUAGUAAUAAAUUAUUAUUUUACAAUUUUAAUUGAAUUAAUAAGAAACAAAUAUUACAAAAAAAAAAAAAUGUAUAACUCGUCUAUUUUUAGAAUUCUCUCCGGUAAAAUCGAAAUUUCAAUAAUUAUAACGUUAUUUAUAUAAUAUGAACAAUAAAUUCUGUAGAAAUCAAUUUAUUUGUACACCGAAAGUUUUAAUCGAAUAGUUUUAAAAUUUUAAAAUUAUAAUUAAAAGUUGUUGUCUAAAAAUCAAUAGUCAACUUCACGGUUUUGCGUACAUAGACCUAUAUAAAAACGGUGAAAAUUAGAAAACUUUUCGAAAGAACCGAUGGCAUUUGACUUAACGGCGCCUUUAUAUCACUGUAGCUAAGCUAUGUUAGUAAAAUAAAUCGUAUACAAAUAUCUUACCUAUUCAGCGAACACAAAAUUAAAUGUGCAACAAGCAUCAUAAGAAUUCUAACGAAAUGCAUAAUAUUACAUAGUAUUUCAUUAUUAUUUUCAGAAAUUAUUUUUUUUUCAGUCAAAUGAUGUUUUAUAGAAUAUUAUACAGAGUGAUUUUUUUAUCAUUCCCCAGCAAAAAUUUCGGAGGAUUUUAAGUGCAUUUGAUUUUUGUUUUUGUUUUUUUUUAAUCUCGUGGAAUCGUUUAACUUUAUUCAAAAACCAUUUAAUUUUUUAUCCAUAUAUCUAAAAUAAGUGCAUACUUUUGUUUUUCAAAUAAAAACCCCCUCUUUGGAUACAGAUUAGUAAACCUAAUAUUAGUGUUAUGCAUACCGAAAUUUCUCAAAAAUAUCCAUCUAUAAUAUUUACUCUUAUCUAUGUCCAAAAAGGAUGUUUCCUAUUUGAAAAAACAAACAGUAAUCAAAUUCACUUAAAAUCCUGAUAAUUGCGUGUUCACGAGAAAAAAAUCAUUCUGUAUUCGUACAUUUGAUCAGUUAAAUUUCGAUAGUUUCAUAGUAUCUAAAUUGUGUGUAUAUUUUACAACUCUACAUCAUCUCGUUUUAUACAAAUUGAUCAAUUUAUCGUAAGACACUCAUCUCGGAAAGUAUUAACAUUUUUCGGAAUUUGUCUUAUAGAACAUUAAGAAAACAAGUAGCUUUACUAUUUUACAUCUAUGAUAUUAUUUUUCACUAUUGUUUUUGGGGGUAAAAAAUAAAACAAGAUAUUCCACUUUUAAGUUUGGGUCAGGGGAGAGUAGUGGAGCAUCAUUUGUGUGACGGCAAAGCGCGUGGCGUUUAAAUAAUGCAUCACUACUCUUCCCCGACGAAAACGUAAAAGUGGAAUAUCUCGUCAACGGAUUGACGGAAACGAAACAAUUCAGCAACGAAAUUUAUUUCAGCUAAUUCUCCAUAUAUUUAUAGAAAUGUUAACAUGAAUUUCUGUUUGAAAACCAAAAUCAAAAUUGGGUAGUAAUUUUGUUUCCAAAAUUAAUAAAAGUGUAAAAUUGUAGAGUGGAUUGUUUCUUAAAUGUUCUAACAAAACAAAUAAAAAAAAUAAAACGAUAAAACAAAUUCUGAAAAAAGUUAACAAUCCCCAAAAUAAUUAGUGUCUUACGAUAAAGAGAUCUUGCAAUGAUUAACCAUUGCUAACGUAAGAACGAUUCAGAGGGGAGUUCAGUUGACAGUGUUACUUUGUUAAAAAUAUAAUAUAUUAUAUUUCAUAUUAUGGUAAAAUAAUUAAACAUGAAUUAUACAUUUUCUAUAAUAAUAUCUGUUUAAUAUUGUACCUAUUUUUUCGUUUUUACUACGUUUUUCCCGGUUUCCCUAUGUUUUUUCUCGGGUUUUCCUAUUUAUUAGGAAACUCCUAGAGAAAACCAAAAAAUUACCUCCUUAAACUACUACUCCAGUCAGAUUUUCUUUUAGAAAAAUUGCUAUUAUUGAAAAUCUGAGCAACAUUUUUGGUAGAAAAAUUGUCCACAGAAAAGAAAAAAAUAAACUGUAUAAUAGUAUAACAGUAAAACUGUAUAAUACAUUUUAUAACUAUCAGCUUCUUCGCUCCACUUAGAAUCUAAAAUAGUAUUCGAAUUUUGUAUUUUAUAAUAAUUUUUUAAACAAGUUGGUCAUAAAAAAAUCACUAUAUCAUAAUACGGUUUUUAAUUUUCUUUGUAGUUUUCAUAAUUGCGCAAAACCGAAAACACGUAUAAAAAGAACAGGGAAAUUUACGAAAGUAAUUUUAUUAUUGUUUUUAAUUUUAUUUUUUUAAGUUAAUUCCGUUUAAAAUGUUCGUAGGAACUUAAAAUGUUAACUGAAAACUUAUAUAUUUUUUUUUUUUGGCGUCGUGAAACUUCCAGAAUACUUAAGCAAUUUUUGAGCAAUUUUUAGAUAUUUUAAUUUUGCGAGUUUUUUCGGUAAUUUUUAUUUGGUAGGUAGUAGAUACCCCUCUGUAAAUAAAUUGUUAGCAGUAAUAGGAACGCUGGAAAAUUGUAUAGCAAGUUCAUUAUAAGUUGUAAAAAAAAAGAAUAGUCCAAUUUAGUAUUUUUUUUUUUUUAUUUUUUUAAUGAGAUUUUUAAAAUCAAAUUUUGACGACAACCGUUUAUAUUACAGCGUUUUAAAAUAUUUAUAACCGAACUUCGCUCUAAAUUGUUUUUCAUUAUCAAUGUUUUAUUAUAGUGGCGGCACCCAUCUCCAGUAUUAGUUCUUUUUAUUUAUUUAUUUACUUAUUUAUUUCUUCUUCUUCUUCUUCUUCAUCUUCUUCUUCUUCUUUUUCCACCUUCCCAACUACACACCUACAACAGUGGCCGUACCCGUCCCCAGUAUCGGCUCUUUUUCGUUGUUUUUUUUCUCAAUGAUACUGGCAAUACCCAGUUUUUUAUAUAAGUAAUAUUUUUAAAAUAUAAGUAUUUUAUUGAAAAUUUGACUGUGACAUGCAAUUUGAUAAACCUUGUGUUCGUUUACAUAUAGUAAAAAGCACGCUCAAUAUUAUUAAUACAGUUUUCGAUUAAAUAGUUAUUUAAAAAUAAAUUUUAUAAACGAUACACACCAAAACUGUCCACACUGGGCUUACCUCCCAGUAUAAAAAAAAUAUAAAAACUAUUUGCAUAAUUCGUGGAUCUAAUAAUAUAACAUGAAAUGUCGUACCUUCAUAAACAUUAUUAUUAUUUUUGUUUUUAAAUAUGAAUUCUGUUUUUACUCAGUUGUAUUCGUGACAUUUUUAAAACCGACUGUGUUUAUUUCGAUUAGUAAUUCCUUUAUUUCGUGUAUUGUGCAUACGAACAGAAUACAACGUCAAGUUUCUUUAUAAGCAAAAGGAAUUUUUUAAACAAUUUAGUGAUUCGUGCCAAUAAUUGUGGCAAGUAUUCUAAGUGUCUAUAUCACAGAUAGUAUUGUACAUAUUUGUUUAGGUUUUUUUUUUUUUUUUGGUUUUUAAACUAAUAUAUUAUGCGCCAUAAGUAUUCUAAUAAUCCAUUGGAACGGCCGAACGAUAUAUUUUAAACUAUCCGAGAAUAGACCUGAAAAAUUACCUAAAUCGUUGUCUGAGCAAAUACAAUAUAUUAUAAUGUAAUCUAUUAUUAAGUAUUUAAUUGAUCAUUAAAAUUAAUACAGUGUGAGUGUUUUUUUAUACGCGUAAGCUUACGAAUACCUGAAUUUUUCCUGACAAUACUCGUAUAUUUGAUAAAUUUUAAUAACAUACAACACAUAAACAUCAUUUCAAUUAUUUAUUUAAUACAAAAGUGACAAAUUUAUAAUAACAUGCACCUCUUACAUAAAUAACUAAAUCUACAUCGACAUUAGAGACUAUUUCCUGUUCCAUGAAAAGUAAAAUUAACGAUUCCAUAUGAUCUUGGGCCAUGGUACUUCUUAAUUAACUUUUCACGAUACUUAAUUUUGAAAAUAACCGUUUACACGAACAACUAUUAAAAUGUACAAUGCUCCUUUAAUCUAAUAUUUAUUUCUACGAUAAUUACAAUGUUUGUUUAUUAUUUGUACUUUGGUAGACAACAACAUCUAGCUGUUAUAAUUGUGAUAAGUUUUUCCUAGCGAAUUAAAUAUAUUUUAUGUUAUAUUAUUUUUUUUUUUCGCGAAACAUGAUUAACUUUUACCGGAUAUAUUAAAAUAAUAUAUUAUUUUUUAUUCUAGUAACAUCGGUUAAAAUACCGGCCCUACGCUCUGGGAUUUAACAUUUUAGGGCCCCAAUUUUAAAAUGUCUGGAGGUGCUCAAGCACACCCAGCACCCCCUGUACGCAUGCAUACGGUUAUACAUAAAUGCAUGAAGAUUUUUAUAGAUUUACAUUUUUUUUCGGCCUUAUGCAUUUUAUUUUCACCGUGUUUAUUAAUAAUAUAUAUUAAUUUCGAAAUUAAAUUUUGUGUACAUUCUCAUUCAUUUUAUUAUGAUGUAUGUCUUUUUUCUUUUAGUUUUCCAAACAAUUUUCAUAAUAAUUGGAAAAACUCAGAAAAAGACGAAAAAUGAAAACGAAUAAAUUUACGGUGUACGUUUUCAUUAUUUAAAAUUCGUACGCACGAUGUUUUCUACCAGAAAAAUUAAUCAAAUAGAAAAACGACAAAAAUUUUUAAUAUGAAUGGUGAAUAAGAGAGUCGUUUUUUGGUUUUGUCUGUAGUUUUUUUUAUUAAUUAAGAAAUCCCCUUCCCUCCCCCCCUAAAAAAAAACUAAGAAAUAGUGGUAUACACGUAAUUUACGAAAAUAAUGUUUUUAUUAUUUUUAAUUUGUUUUUUAUUGUAAUUCAGUAAAAAAUAUUCGUGGAGACUUGAAGUUUUGAGAGAAAAUCUGUAUUUACCUCUAGACGUGGUCUAAUUUUAAAAAAACAUUUGAGUUAUUUACAGAUAUUUUAAGGUCGCGAGUGUUUACGCAAUUUGUAAUUGAUAAGUACUCUGUGGAUAAAAUUGAUUGACUAAACAAAAAUGGUUAUAAAUUAAACAGGAGAAUCAUUAUAAAUCAUUAUAGAUCAUUAUUAAUUGUACUUAGUGGUCGAAAAAAGUAGAAUUAUAGUAAUGUAUAAUAUUUUGUAUUAUAUAAGAGUUAAUAUGAAAUUUUUACGAAAAUCAUAAAUAUUCAAAACUUGUAUGACCGAACUUUGCAUCGAAUCGUUUUUCGUCCGAAGUGGUUUACACUGCUUACAGAUAUACAUUAAAUAACUUUAUGUAUUCUACCUUUCCAACUUUCCACCUACAACAGUGACACAUCCAUUUGCAAUAUCAGCUCUUUUUUUUUCUUAGCGUUCAUAUCCGUUUUGUAUGUCAGAAAUCAGAAAUUAUGUUUUUUCGUCGAUGAAUAAUGCAUGUAACAUAAUUCACUUGAUGUUACGCUUAACCUUCUUCUAGUGCUAGAACUAUUACUUUAAAACUUUUUUUUACAACUUCACAGUUUCGAUGCCAAUUCGGUAAUAAUUAUUAAAACAAAUAUCUAACAGUAAUAAUAACAUUUCGAAUAAAGUUUCGAUUUUCGGGGGUCCAUUAAAAUAUUCGGAGGGGUUAAGACCCACUAAAUACCCCCUCGAUUUCCACCUAUGAAUACACUUAAGUUGAAUAUACACUACAUCCGUGAGAUAUUUGAAAUUUGGUGAUGUAACCAUAUUUCUAAAGCUUUAGUUUUACUGUUCGUUGGUUUUGUUAACGUCCAAGUCACACAGAAGUACUUCAAAUAAUAUUAUUUGGAUAUCAUUUCCAAAACAGUGUCGCCCAUAGAAAAUCCACGAACGAUUUUGAAAUAAUAAGUGAAUAUGAAAAAUUUAUAAUAUUCACGUUUUUCGCGUUUGAUUUUUUUGGAAAUAAUAUGAUAAUUUAAGAAGGGAACGGUUAAUAUUAUAGAACUAAAUUAAAAUAUGUUGGUUUUUUAAAAUAAUAUGAAAAUUCUCGUUAAAAAUAAACUUAAAUUUAUCAUAUACUCGAUGUGAAAUAUUAGUUUCUCUACUUGAAGUUAUUUUUGAAACUAAAAAGAGCACAUUUUUAAACCCGUACAUGCGACUGUACGUAAACCUAUCCUUGAAGAUUUCAAAAAUAAUAAUAAUACCGUAUAGGUUGUACCUGUGCUGUGACUGUGACAUAAUAAUUGUGUCACAGCGUGGUUAACCCCAUAAUUCUGUAUAACUGUGUAUAAUAUUUACAUAAUGUAGAGUAUAUAGCACUCGAAAAUUUAAUUCAAGUGCGAGUAUGUGAAACCAACUCAAAAUUGCAUGUUAAUAAUAAAUAUUAUACACGGAUAUAUAUUAUAUAUAUAAUUUUUUAGAUUUUCCCGUGGGCUUUUUAAUUUUUUUCUGACUUCCCAAAAUCAUACAUUACAUUUAUGCAAUUAGCGUGUUUAUCCCCCCCCUUUUUUUUCUUUUUUUUUUUGGUUAGAUUUAAAAGAUAUUCAAAUUUUGAUUUUUGAAAUUUUUAAUCGUAGUUAAUGCCGAUAUUUUCGAAUAUUUCGAUUUUCCACGAGGUUCACGAUUUUUCAAAUAAGUAUCUGUAUUCAAAAUAUCGCUAUAUCACUAUAUUACUUUGAAUAAAUUUUCAAAAAAUCAAAAAUGACGUAAAUAUUGUUAAGUAGUUGUUUAUGUCUAGGUAUCAAGUAUGUCUAGUAUAGGCUAGUAUGUCAAGUAUAACGUGAUAAUAGUUACAACAGGAAUCACAAAUCUAAAAGAAUAAAAAUUCGUAUUCAAAUCUUUCGAUUUUAAAAAUUCAACAUCUCUAUAAUAUUAUGGAUUAUGUAAAUGGUCCGCCCGUUAUGAACGACCCUCUCAAUAAGUUUUUCCUAAACAUUUUUAUUGAAUUUAUUUCUUAUACGAAAACUAAUAUAAUGCGAUAAAAAAAGAAGGUAUAGAAAACUGGACAUAUUUACGUUCGGGAAAUUUUAUUGGCUCUGUUCGCUAUUUGCUAUUCGCAAAAUAAUUAGAUGGCGUGCUAUUGUAUUAAUAUUUCUUUUCAAUAAUAAUUUUUAUUAUUAUCGCAUUCGAAGGUACAUGCAUGUAUGUGGAAUAUCUGUUUUUUCUUCUUGAAAAGUACCCGCGGACAAAUAAUUGUCAAAUUUCGUAUUCAGAGUUGUACCCACCGUCGUAUGUAUAUACGCUGGAUAUAAAAUAUGCUAAUAUGCCGAAAAGCUGUAUAUAAAAUAUACGGGGUAAUUUUUACUACAUAAGUAUAUAUCCUUAAAAAAAUGUUUGCAGAAAAAGAAAAAAGUGUAGAUCGCUUUAAAGUUUUUACUGCUUAUUUAAAAACAAACCAAACAAAAAACUGUUUAAUAUUUUUCAUAAACAUAAUAAUUAGAUACGAAAUUGUAGUACGAAUAAAUUAUAAUUGCACAUACGGGGAAAACAGUAGAUUUUCAACACACAUUCCGAAUAAAAUAAUGCCUAGGUAUGCAACUGCGAACGAUAAAUAUUAUUCGGCCUCGAUAGCGAACAUAGUUUGUUUAAAGUGUUACAUAUUAAUAUUAUGUUUUGUACUUCCUAUAUACUUACCUUAUACAGAUCAGGUUUUGUUCUGGUUUUGAUCGAUCUAUACCAUUCCCAUCGGCAGUUCGUAUCUGCACGUGUCGGGCUUUUCAGAAAAUACAAACUUUCCAAAAGUGUAUGGAAGAAAAAAAAUUUAUUUAUAGGUUAUAUAGGUACGCUCGUACGAAUUUGGUUAUGCAAAGUGAUGCAGUGUUAACUGCUAACAUUGAAUAUUAUAUUAGGCAUAUACGUGAAUUGGUAGGUAAUGUAAAAUUACCGAUAAGUAAAAUGUAUAUAACUGUACGGUUUUAAAACGCGGAGUGAUUUAAAUUGAAUAUCCCGCGAAUAUAUGAAUUUACAUUUGAAUGGGCAAGCAUAUACCUACGCCAGUAUCCACAAAUUUGUUGAUAGUAACCGGGGACUGUAUCUCCUUAAAAAUUUUAAGUGAUUACAACAUAAUUAAAUUCGUUCCAUUUAAAUUAUAUAACAACCCCGGAUAGACGGUGAUGAUCGGUAACAUUUCGUCACCUCUCCUAGAAAUAUUACUACUACUUAUUAAACCUAUUUGGGAACCAAUGUAAGUAAUGUUAUCUCCUUGCGUGGCCAUGCUAUUAUUAAAUAAUCAGUUUAAUAGUAUUAUGAGAGUUUAUUUUUAAAUGUUUAAUUUCGUUCGGUUGAAUAAGUUUUGUUUUGUAUACAACCAUGUACAACAUUUUAUCAAACCUUCUUGAUAGUUUAUUUAAAGGCAGGGGUAAAUUAUCAGCUUUGGGACAAGUUUUAAACGGAUAUUUUAUCCCAUCUCAUAAUUAUUAUAAAUGUGAUAUUUGUUACUCCUUCCCGUAAAAAUUACUGUACGAAUUUAGUUGAAACUUUGCAUAGAUGUAGUUCUAGACCAGAAAUAACAUGAUAUAGGCUCCUUCUCUCUCAUAAAUCAAUUCCUAUUAGAUGAGAUUGAUAGGUCCACGUUUUUAUAGAAAAAUAUUUACUGCAUACAUACAUUAUAGAGUACAAUAUAUACAUGUAUAACAAUGUGUACAAUGAAAGGGACGGAAAAUUACAGAGAAACACGUUUUUAUUUUAAUUGUUUGUUCAAUAUUGACACGGAAAAUCUUUGUGGGACGGAUGGUAUAAAAUAUGUUCGUUGCCACUGAUUACCAUGGUCCACUAUUAAUUUAUAAUCACAGGGGCUUGUAAUGAAUUUUUCGUAUACAACUUUAAUCUAACCUAGUCAAAAAACGAUAGGAAAAACGGCCGUUUGGUAUACUUUCGCGCGUCUUGUCGACACAAGACAGCUAGUGAAGUCUGCUGUUUUAUUCUAAUAAUUACUACAUGUAAUAAAUUGACGGUCAAAGAAGAACAAAAACCUUCAAUAUUAUUUUCGUGAAGUAGGAAACAAGUUUUAAGAGAGAUUGUAAAGUGUAAAGUGGUUGAUUCUCGUGCUAGUUUAAAAACUUAACGGAAUUAUUAGCAAAUUAAUAGAAAAUUAAGUUAUUGAAUAGGUUUUUAUCGGAGAAAACCUACUGUUAUAUACAAUUAUUUAAAUUCGAUGUAUUUUCUAAAAGGAACACAAUACAGUGAUCUAAUUAGAAAUUUGUUCCUGGGGUGGAGGGUUAGGUGUAUAAUACUGUACAUUUACAAUAAAAACAUUAUUUAGCUUAGAAUGUACUUAAUUUAAUUAGCGGUUUGUAUUGGAAUCUUAAAUUGCGUUUCUUUUUUUUUUAUCAGUUAUGAGAAACAUUUACAUUUUUUAUAACAAAAUAUAAAAUGUUAUUAGUUAAAUAACUAAUUAACUGUCUUUUCUUUUAACUAUAAUUAUAUUUAAUCACAAUAUUCACUAAUCAUAAAUUGUAAAUCAUUUCUGAUAAAUGUUACCAACAUUUAAACUACACAUAAUUAGUAGAUUUAAUAAGUUAAUAAAAUAGAUAUUAGGAAGCUAGAAUAUUUACAGAAAUCACUUACUAGUUACCACUAGUUACUUACUAGUACUUUUAACAGGCCACUGAAAUUUAAAUACAAUUACAAUAUUAUCUAUUUAAUUAUUUAAAAAAAUAUUAUAAUAUUUAUUUUCCUUGUAAUUUUCUAACUAGUUGAGAAAAAACGUAGAGAAUACCGGAAAAAGUACGUUAAUAACGGUUUUAUUAAUUUUGAGUUUUUUUUUUUUUGUUGUAAUACAGUAAAAACGUUUUACCUGCAUUGCAAAAAUAAAGGAUUUUUUACAGUUAUUUUUGAGUGUAAGUAUUUUAUGGAGUUUUUUAUUCCUAUACUUAGCAAUCGUAACAUAAAAUUAGAAAAACACAAUCCAUAUAAGUAAGUCAAUUUUUUUAUUUUUAAAUAUAUUUUUAUUUUUACUUUUUUCGGAACGAAGUGUUGUUAAUUUGUGUUCGUUUGUUCAUAAUCAAUAUUUAUUUUAAUCAAAAUAGACUUCGAGUGUAUUACUAUCUACGAUUUUUUCUACAGCCACUGACUGUAGUCUGUAAUUCACUAAUGGGCAUGUUGUGUGUGUGUGUGUAGGUAGCUUAGUAGUGCCCACCCAUUGAUAACAAGAGGGUUUAUUCGGGAUAGGUUUAGAUGAUGAGGUUCUUUAUAAGCAUUUGAAGUGAUUGGAAAUGCUGCUGUCUCUUUCGUACUUGUUUGUACCUAACCGUAUUUAUCUAAUAUAAUAUAAUGUGUUUUAAACUUAUGUACUCUAUAUUACAAAUAAUAAUAAAUCGCCUAGUGCACCAUGAUAAAUGAUUGCGUUUGGUUAUCAAUAACGGUUAUCAUUAAGAAAUCACGUUUUUAUUUUUUUCACCUAUAAUAUUUUCGUUGAUACUGUGCACUAUGCAAAAUUACCUAUCGUAUUAUUAUAACAGAUUCUUCAUUUUAGUGGCGUUUGCAUGAUUUUUAAAAGGAGAGGGGAUUAAAAAUAUGAUAUAAAAGAGGAAGUGGAGAACCGAUAACCUCUUUGAAGAAAUAUUAUCAUCAUUAUAUGCCAUCUUCUAGAUAUUUUUGGUAAUUCUUGUAAUUUUUGAUUGGAUUUUUUUUCAAUAAAAACCAAAAUCACAAUAAUGGUACAAACAAUAUAUCAUUCAUUAUUCAUUACCAAACCACGAAGACCGUUAUAUUCAAAAUGAUUGUGUCUAAAUUAAAUUAAAUUUGUAAAAUAGUUGACAAAAAAAAAAAUCGAUGUAGAGGGGGGGAUUAAAUCCUCAUAUCCCCUUCCCCAGUGUAUACGACCCGGCUUCGUUCGUAUAGCUGCAGUUGAGUAUAUACUCGUAAUAGUAUAUUGUGGUAAUCUAUUUUAUUUUCCAAUGUUCUAAACUAUCAUAAUACAUAUAUUAUAUAAUAGCGGAAAAUGUAAUAAAUGGGAAUUUAUUACAUCAGACACAACUGUGACAUGUUGUACAGCAUAAAUAUAAUAUAAUUAUAUAGGGUGUUCCACGAAGAUAUAUGCAUUGCUAUGUCUUUUGGGAUGUUGAAGGAGAUCAAAUUCUCUUGUUUAUAUAUAUUUAUAUAUAAUGUUAUGACUCACAGGUAUAAUAUUUACAAAUAUUCACAUAUCAAUUACAUGUUUAUGUUUCGGUAAAAAAUUACCAAGUAACUUUAUUCUGAAGAUUAUUUUUUUUUGUCUUUCGAAAAUGUGUAGCUAUUUACAGAGUCUAUUCUUUUGAAAUUAUGUUUUAACCUUUUAUUUUCAUUAACCUUAUGAUUUUAAUUUUUAAUUUUACUAGAUCAGAGAAAAAUAAUUUAUCAUUUAAUAAUAUCGUAGUGUUUUUAAAAUAUUAUUUAAUCUCUUUUUGCAUUAGGUUUUAAAAUAAUAUCAAAACACUGCAUAUUAUAUUUAAUACACUAUUUUUUCUUUAAACAAAACAAUUUUUAGUAAAAAUCAUGAGAUAAAUGAGAAUAACAAGUUGAAAUUUCAAAAUUUUCAGAAGAACUAACUCUAUUAUAAAUGGUUAUCUUCACAUUUUUCGGAAAUAAUAAAAUAAACAGUUUAAUUUUUAUUAAAAAUGUUUUAUCGAAUUAUAUGAAUUCAAUUGCAACAUGAAUAUUAAUUGUAUUCCACAUCUCUGAGUUAAAAGAAAAAAUCAAAAAAGAAACAAUAAAAUAAUAUUUAUUAUCUCAGGAGAUAUCGCAAUGCAUAUCUUUGUGGAACACUCUGUACAGUUAGCUCAGUGUUAUUUUAUUUGAAAUAACAAGGUAAAUAAUAAAUAUUAUCAAAAUAUAUACUAUAUAUGUAUUCGAAGAGAUAUUAUAUUUCCGAAUGGAUAACACGAUUCUGCAGACAGAACUACAAACUGUCACUCACAGUCGAACCAAUAAUAUGAUAGGUAUUACGCAGUUUCAUUUUUUUUUUUACAUAAAGGUGAUCAACGUCUAUAUGUAAAUUUGUCCAUUAUAAAGCCUUUAAUCUAGUAUACCGCCGAAUAAACCGAUGAACGCAAUCGUCGUGAAAUAUACUAUCGAUAUUAAUGUACACGCGGACAAUCUUAACCUAAUCAUAUUUUUCUUUUAGUUUUUCGAUUUUUUCAUUACAAUAAAAAAAAUUUCGUGAUGCACGAUAUUCUGAUGAUUUCGCAUUUUCAAUGUGCAUGAUUAAAAUAAGAUUGUAGUGGACGAAUGGGGAGGUAUUAACGUCGUUGUGUAAGUACUCAUCGUGGAGUUACUAAGAAUUACAAUGUAUUUUUCUAGGCAAUUUCUAAAGGCUUAGCGAAGACUUCUGGUGCGCCUAGUGUCAUACUAUUUCGCAGAUGAAUGUUUUUUCAAACUAACAAACAAUAGCUAUAAGUAAGUGCCGAUGUAUUGUUCUUGGUUUAAUAAUUUAUAGAAACGUCGCUGUGUUUAAUAUAUAUCUUGAGCCCAAUGUGUGGGUGUAUCGCGUGAUAAUAUUUAUCUGAAUUUUCCAGUGUAAACAAAAUAAUAUAGUGAUACGGUUAAACUUUUGAAACUACAAUAAAGUCAAUGUUUAAUUUCAGAGUCCAAGAGGUUUUAGCGGCGACGACGAGAGUUUUAUUCGAAUCGACUUUGUUGUCUUCUAUAUAUAAUAUUAUCAUGUAUAAUAAUAGCAUGCAUGAUUUAGCGUAGCACUGAUUUGAGCCUAAAUGAUGAUUUUUUUGGUGUUGAAACUAUAUGUAUAGAAACUUCAUAAACGUACGCGUACGUAGGUACAAGUGAAAUGAGAGAGAGUUCUUUGAAAUCAAUCGUUACACGAAAUUUUAGACGGAAUUAGUCGUUACAUGCAUCAUUUUUCGUUUCUCUGUUCAACAAAAAAAUACCACAACCAUUUUAAAUGUCAAUAAUAAUGAAUCGAAUACAUUUCAAUAACUGCAUAUUAUGGACUUCAAAUAAUAAUAAAAUAGGAAAACUUAAUUCAAACAUUUUUUUUCCGUUUUUCCCGAUUUUUCACAGAUAUUAUGAAAAUCAUUUAAAAAAUCAAAAACAAAUCCCCCAAAAUUUUGAAAAUUUUACCACGUCUAGAAAAGGCAAAUGUAAAUUGUCUGUCUGAAUUUCAAGUUCACAGACUCGAUAAGUAUAUUUAAAACUGAAUUCCAACAAAAAUAUUAAAAAUUUUUUAAAAAGCUUAAAAAUAACUCAAAUGUUUUAAUAAUUUUACCACGUCUAGAAAAUUAAAUUUAAGUUUUUUCGUACAAAUUUUAAGCCAUGACAGAUAUUUUUAACUGAAUUACAACAAAUAACAAAAUUGAAAUGUAAUAAAAGCAUUAUUUUCGUAAAUUUCCUGAUUUUUUUUCGUUUUAUGUUGGUUUUUUCCAGAUAUUUCGAAUACCGCUUGGGAAAUUAAACUAUGACCUCAUAAAAAUACCAUCUAAAUACUUAUUUCUUUUCAAAAAUGGUACCGCGCGUAAAUAUCAGAGCAAAAUUUCUGUUAGAAUUUUAGUACACAGUAUAAAAAAAUAAAAAUAAAAUAAUCAUCUUUGUAAAACUAAUACAUUUUUCACUCAGAAUCUAAAAAUCAAAUUUAUAUCUUUAUUACCAUGUUGGAAUUAUAAAAAAAUAAUUUGUCUUACAAUUUUGCAGUAGAAGCAAUCGCUUUCCUCGACUUCUUUGUAAACAUGAUGGUUUUUGACUUAUUAAUAUUAUAUAUUUAAUUUUUUUUACCGUUUUUUUUUCGAAUAAGAUUUUUUUCUACACACCAAUAAUCGAUAGCACCUAAUCAUAUAUUAAAACAUCUAUUUUCAUCUAUCCCUCCUAUUAAAAUAAAUUAUUUCUAUAUUUUAUGUAAAACGACUAAUUUGUACAAUUUUUUUUUUCUUUGUAUUCCUACGUUUAAUUUUUUAUAAUCAGUCACGUUUUACAUUUCGAUUAUGAUAUACCUGAUGACGAAUUUUCAAUUCGAAACCGAACGUAUAAUAAUACUUAUCAUAAUACUCCAGGUGACACAUUUAUUAAUUAAUUAAUUUUAUUUGUAGGUAUACAUUUUUUACUUAUAUAUUUAUUUACUAUGUUUGUUUACUUUAUCUAUUUUCGUCACUGCAGUGGGACGGCGACAAAAUAUUAUUAUAUUUUCACGUUGAGUAUCAUCUGCAGAUUUGCGUUCGAUAUGUUUUAGGAGGGAUUUGUUGUAAAGGUUCAAAGCCCUUUCUCAUCUCUUAACCUUAUGUGAUAGUGUUUUCGAAAUUUUCUAUUGAAAUCUUUUUUCAAUUACGUGUUUUCGUAUUUGUUUUUAGAAACAUUACUUUUUCAUCAAAUUAAUGGAUUGAAUUCGUCUGUUAAAGGUUUUUUUUCCUUGUGCGAAUGUAUUUUUGUGUACUAGGUAAUAAAGAAAUUACAUAUUUUUAUCAAUCACAAUAUCUACAUUAAUUAAUGUAUUAUUUUUCUAUCAGUCUAAGGGUUAAUUUAUUAUAGUGAAUGUAUUUACUGUUUUGGUUAGAAUUAGGUACCUAAAGUUUAAUAAAAUAUGUUCGCGAUUGAAAUAGUUCUUAUUUAAAUGACGCCAAUUUUCUAUUACAUGUUUUGGUAUAAAUACAUAUUUUUAAUUCACCGUAAUUAAUAAAUAUUUUAAUGACUUAUUGUCUCAGUAGAUGAGGACGGCCGUUCAUCGGUUUUCCCAUUUCCGGUGAUUUCUAUUAUGAUUAUUAUUCAAUACUACGCAUGGUUCGAGUAGAUAAUUACGGAAAAUAGAGUUUUUCGGUCGUAAUUCUAUUAAAUUCUUAGCGGAGCAAGGAAUUUAUUGGUUUUACAAUGAUGUUUAUAAUUAUUUUUUUUUUUUAUCUGUGAACAACUUUUUUACCAGCAAUUUUGCUCAGAUUUACAAUGUUAGCACUUUUCCUAAAAGAAAAGCUGACUGGGGAGGUACUUGAAGAAGUUCACUUUUUGAUUUUUUGGAAGAAUCAGAGUAAAACAGGAAAAUGUUUGUUUAAAAUAUUUGUAGAGAUUUUAGUUUGAACAGAAAACUUAUAUUUACUUUUUCUAGACGAGAUAGAGUUUUCAAAUAUUGUAGUAAUUGUUGAGUUAUUUAUAGACAUUUAAAUUUUACUGAUUUGGUUUACGUACAUUUUGGUCGGUAGGUAAUCUGGGAAUAAAAUUGUUAGAACAAUCAGAAGCGCACGAAAAUUUAACAGGAGGUUCAUUAUAAGCCGUAAUUAUUAAAAAAAUAUAUUAUGCAUAUGUAAUUAUUUCACAAUAGUUUAACAUAAAUAUUGUUGACAAAGAAACACUAUUAACCGAAUUCCGCUAAGCAUCGUUUUACGUCAGCAAUGGUUAAUUUUUGUGCAUAGAUAUACAUUAAAUUACCCGUCUACCUUCUCAAUUUCUCACCUACAACAUUGCUCACCCAUUCGUGUGAAGUAUGUUCGUAUUUUUACUUAUGAUUAUUUUUUUGUCAGUGUAGUUUUCGGACUUUGCUGAGAAUAUACGUAAUACGUCAUAGUAUACGACGGAAAUGUUUGCCGUUAAACCUGAAUGAUGGAAUUCGUUACUAAAAUUACUAAAGAAUAAAAAAAAAAAAAGAAAUAAAAAGUAAAAGAGGGAUUUUUUUUUGUAUCGAAAUGUAAAAUUAUUUGAGAGUUUUUUUUUUCUGAAUUUCUAUAUACAUUCAACCGUGCUGCUCGUUCCACGUGUUCCGCCGUGAAAUAAUGUCGGUAGAUUAUUAUUUAGACGAGUAUUUAUUUUUCGAAUCGGGGCUUUAUUAAACAAUAUUUCUUCCUUUUUUCAACCAAUAUUUUAUAAUACCUACCAUUUUAUAUAGAAGCAGAAUGUCGACGAGUUAAAUAGUUCAAAUUAAUUUUAACUAUAUAUUUAGAAUUUGUUCGUCAACUUGAAUAAUUUUUUUUUAUACCAACUUAAAUCAAAUUCUUAUAUUGGAUAUUUCUAAACGUGGUACAAUUUUCGAAACAUUCUGGAUAUUUUUGAGUUAUUUCUAGGCAUUUCAAAUUUUCGAUUUUUUUUUUUUUUAUGUUCUUUGUUAGAUUUUAGAUAUAAGAAUAAAAUUGUUUGAUUAACAAUACGAAAAAUAUUUAAUAUAGUCUUUGGUACUUAAUGGAAUCAACGUAAUACACGAGAUGAUCAAUUUGAUGAGGUACAAUUUACUAAACAAUAAGUAAUAGUUUUACUGAUAAGAAGCAGUUUUAACAUCUGUGAUGCAGUCUGUGACGGAUCUGAAGCUCAUUUGGGAGGGCGAAUUGGUGACGGCACAUUUAUUUUUAUUGGGUUUUUUCUUUUAUUUAUUAUUUAAUUUUACGAUUUUAACACCCACGUUAAUAAUGAUCAUUUUAAAUAAUAUCUAAUAUAAUAUAACAAAAUAGAAUUUUCCUUGAUACUUUUACUGGUUUAGGACAUGUUUUAUCUUUAUUUUUAUCCAGCGAACCCAUUUUGUUCCAUUCCCGUUCUGUUUACAUUUUUUGAAUUGAUAAUCAUUAAAAAUUGUUAAAGGCCUACCUUUUGUUGUCUCGAUUGAUUCUCAUUUAAACUUAAUAUAAUAUUAGUAUAAUAUAAGUACUUUACACACGAAAAAAAUAUAAGUUAUAAUUAAUUCGGUACUCGUUGUAAGCACGUCGUAUCUAUAAAUAUUAGUCACAAAAAUAGAUAAAUAUAACUUGUUUGCAUUGCUGCGUAUAAUAUAAUAAUAUUAUAAUCGUAUCGAUAACGUCACAUUAUUAGUGGAAAAACCUUUUUGUGCAAAAACUAUUUAUUAUUUUUUUUUUUUCAAUAAAUUUCGAUUUCAUUAUCAUACGGCCGAUGGUCUUGAAAACGCAUUGCCAUCAUACCUAAUGUAAACUUCAAUGAUUAUUUUCAUUUUUCGUAACAUUAAAUCUGAAUCUUAAUAAAGUUGAAGUUAAUAAAUAUAUCGUUUCAUAGUAUUGGUAGCAAUUUUGUUCAACCUUAUAAUGAUAGCAAUUUUUCCGAGAGGAAAUCUGCUUAGAAAGUAGUUUACGGACGCCAUGUUUUGAUUUUCCCAGGAGUUUUUUUUAACAAAUAGAAAAUACCGGGAAAAAAACGAAGCAAAUCGGGUAAAACGUAGGGAAAUCUGUACAAUACUAUACAAAUAUUAUUAAAGAAAAUGUAUAACGCCUAUUUGAUUAUUUUAUCAUACUAUGACUUAUGUAUAAUAUAUAUAUAUAUUAUAUUGUUGAGAAUAUACUAUUAACUGAAAUCCGCUCAGAAUCAUUUUUAUGUUAGCAAUGGUUUUUCGUUUUUUACAGAUAUACAUAAAAUUCACUUCUGUAUCUUACUUUCCCAACUUCCCACCUACAUUAGUAGUUGCAUCCAUCCCCAUUAUCCUAAGACAUCUUUUUAUUAAUAUUUUUUUGGAAAACUUAUUUUUAAUAAAUAUGUUUCCCCACUUAUGCAGAAUCGGUUACAAUAACAUUAUACUCGUAUGCGUUACGCUAUACCAUCGAAUUUUUUUUUGAAAAUGCUUUUCGUCGUAAACCGGACGAUUACUGGAGCAGUUUUUUUACGGUAUCAUACCCCAUAUAAUAAUAUGCAUAAAAUAUUUUGAUAAAUUACUGUUAAAAUUAAAAAAAUAUUUUAUAAUUUUAUUUGAAAAAAAAAAAAAAUAUGCCCGUGGAAUGUACUCAUAAGAAUGCCAUAUGGUGACUUUACGGAAUAAAGUAAUAAGACACUACAUAACACAAACGGUAAUAUUAUAAUUUUACGAACUUAUAUAUUUUAGUAGGACAAAAAAAAAAAAAAAAAAAAAAAACAAAAACGAACGAAUUGAAAUAAGUAUAAUACAGCUUAAAAUAUUAAGCUUUAAUAUCUGACCGUAAAAACUUUUUGUUUAAAACGGCCCGAGAAACGUUUCCCCGCGGAACCGAGUUUGAAAUGAAUUUAUAUAUAUAUACGUAAAUACGUAUUAAUAUAUACGUAUAUACGUAUUUUUAAUGGUUAAUAAUUAUAUUCUAAAACUAUUCGAAUAAGACUUUUAUUAUAUAUGUAACACAAAUUGCUCCAGUUCACGAAUUAAGAAAAUAUAUCUUUGUAUUGGCUAAUCGCAUUGGACUUGUCGAUAACAAUGCUAUAUCAUCUUAUAUUUUCAUCUUUCAUUUUUUAUUGUCUGUCAAUAUUAUACAGUUUAAUGAUAAAUUUCAUUUGGACGCUACAUUUACCCGUAGUCUGGCUGUUAGUAGGUCGAUUCGUAGACGCAACUAGAACUGGUGGGCUCAAUUUGUACGGUAACAGUGACCCAUCUUCCACGUAACUCUUAUGAACACGAUCGUUAUAAUAUUAUUGGAGAUUUUUUAUUAUAAAAAAAACCUAGGGAAACACCAGUAGCAGAUUUUCAACAUUUUUCUGGGAGGGAUCCUGAAAAAAUAAUACGUAUUUAAAUGCCUCUUUUUUCAACGAGAUUUUAUUGAAAUUAUAUCAGUGUCUAUGAUUAUAUCCAGACCCCCCUGGACUCCCUCCCCCUUCAUAAAUCCGCCACUGGGAUACACUAUCGUUCUCGAUAAGAAUAUUUAUCUACAAUUCCCUCGAUAUUAAUCGUGUACAUUGUAUCUUUUUCUUUAGUUAAAAGAUAUAAAUAAUUUGUCCCACUGAUUAACCACAUCUAGUUUUUUAUGCGUCUCUUGGAAGAAAACGAACAACCGCAGAUAAUUAGCUUAGAUUAUAAAUGCAAUCUAAAUACUCAUAGUAAAUAUCAAUAGUAGUUAUGUUAAUAAAAAUAUCACAUACUCUACGAAUACGUGUCCUGUGGAUGAUGGAGUCAAAAUUACCAGUGUAAACAAAAAUUCGUUGAGUCAAGUUCAAGUUAGAGAUUAUGACAAUUUACACUUACAGGAAGUUAGAAAUGUUUCUAUUGUGUGAGAUACACCAACUUCAUUGAUAGGAUUUUUUAUGAUCGUUAAUAAGUUGCUCCUCGGAAGAUGUAAAUGUAUUUAACUUAUUUGUCUUAUUACGAUUUUUCGAAAUUAAAAAUAUUAAAAAGUUAUUAACUAAAAAGAAAUGUCCUGGUCUCGAAUUCACGUGCAAAUAUGAUAAAUUUGUUGUAAACACGUACAACAAAGUUGUAAGUACAUAAUUUACAUUUAUCGCGUAGGCCAUUGCUUCGGACGACCCACGGAGUAUUGCAAAUAGGCCAUUUAUUAAAUUCCGAGCGGAGAAAAGAAGUCGUAACAACUUAACAACGCCAUGUAUAGUUUUUUUUUCUUUUAGGAAUUUAUACCUUUGGCAAUAGUAGAAACGUUCGAAAAGUUGAUUCUCGAACGCUUCUAUAAAGGUACAAAUAAUUGAACAUGAUAUUUUGAUCGAUAUUCUCGAUAGUUUUACUAAAAAAAAAAAAAUAUUUGUAAUAACAAUUGAUAACAGGAAAAUUCAACCGUUUUGAAUCUGAUACAAAUGAUUUGCUGUUAUUUUUGUAACACUUGGGAAAAAAUAAAAGGACGGACAUAAUUUGCACGUGGGUGUAACCACUGUUAUAAAUGAAAAGUUGGGAAGGUAGGAUACAUACAAAAAUUGAAUGUACAUUUGUAAGUAGCGAUAAACCAUUGCUAACGAAAAAACGAUUCUGAGCGGAGUUCAGUUGAUAGCGUUGCUAUGUCAACAAUACAAUAUAUAAUGUCAUAUUAUAGUAAAAUGAUUAAAAUAAUGUGCGUUACCAUGACAACAAUGAUUGUUUUAAAAAUAUUAAAAUAAUAAAAACUUAAUGAUCUUUAAAUUUUUUUUAACAUAAAGAACCAAGUUUUCCUCAUUAUCUCGAAUAUGAAUGAUAAUUUAAAAAAAUGACCUCUUUAAAGUACCACCUAGAGAACAUUUUAUUUCGGAAAAAGUGCUAUACUUGAUAAUCGGAGUUAGCCUUCUGGUAGAAAAGAGUUCACAUAAAAAAAAAAAAAAAAACCGUCUUAGUAAAAUCAAUACAUUAUUCGCUAAACUCAGAAACUGAAAAAUACGUAACAAUAAUCCAAAACCCUAAGUAGUGUAACCUUUAAGUUAAGUAAGUAUAUAUAUGAUGGAUUUAUAUUAUUGUCAAUUUCUCGCGAGUAAACUGUUUUGUUAAUUUACGUGGAAAAUUGUUCGGAUUUUCACUCCAGAAAAUUCGGAAAUUUACUUUAUAAAAUGAUGUAUAUCAAAUUAAAUAAAUCUGACUAAGAAAGUAUACUUACUUUACUCUGUCACAAUUAGUUACUGGAUAUGGUAUAUUAGCAUGAGGUGGAUUAGCACAAUCCUACGUUAAAUACAUACAGAUAGCGCAGAAUAUCUCACUCAAAAUUAUUCUUCAAAAACCUUGACUCUGUCUCUGUUAAACACCGAAAUAUAAUAUUAUGAUAGAUAUUUGAUAAUGAGUUUAAGAAUUUAUGAAAAACUACCAACUUAUAUAAAAAAUUACAAUAAAUUGCUUGUAAAGAGAUGAUUAUUGGUCAAUAAUCUAAUUCUGUGAAAUCAUUACCGUCGUUAAUAUAUAAAUUAGCUUUAUUUUCUAAUUAUUACUAUUAUUAUUAUUAUUAUCAUCACUAUUUAAUUUUUUUGUUUUUUUCGUUUAUAUAGAAACUGUCGCCUAUCAAAACAAGAAUUUCAUCCUUAGUGAUAGACGAUGCAGUAAAAUUUGUAAAUAUUUGUAACUAUGUAAAAUUGUAAAACACAAUACUACUAAAUAAAUGAAUAUUGUUAUUUAAAAAGUAAUACCUGUAUUAUGCAGUUCCCUACCUAUGAAACAUACCAAUUAUGUAAGUAUUGGUUUCAUGUAUUUCUUCAAUAGGUAAGUAAUUUUUUAUAUAUUCUUUAAAACAAUACUGAUAAAGUUAAAACGGUAAUCAAAAUGUAACGUAGGGGUGAUUAAAGGAGGGUUGGAGGUAUAGGGUAUUUACCCCGCUGCUUUUAGCAAAUUACAAUCAUACAAUCAAAGUAGCUAUUUUGAUACUACUGAUGAUAUUGUUGUAGGUGGUAGAUUGGAAAGUAGGACACAUAAAAUUAUUUAAUUUGUAACUAUACGCAACGAUAAUUAAAAAUAAUAAAUCACUUCUGACGAAAUAAGAUUCUGAGCGAAGUUCGAUAAAACAAGUUUCAGAUUUCAAAUGCCAUAAUACUUACAACUUUCAUCAAAAUUCAAACUUAAAACACUCAUACAAUGAAAACUAUUUCAAUAUGCUUAACUUAGUUUAUAAAGAACCUUAUGUUGAAUUUUCGUGCAUGUCUGCUUGACCAAACAAUUGUAUCCGCGUGAAACCAAAUAAGUACAAAAAAACUCGAACACGUCAAAUAUUUCAAUAUCUAUAAAUAACUAAAAAAAAAUCCCAGAAUGUUUUGAAUAUUUUUAUUAUGUAUAAAAACAAAUAAGUAAUCUAUGAAAGUUACAGGUCUCACAAGAAAGUUGGUCACAAACACACAUCAUAAUUAAUCCAAUACGUUGGUUUAUAGUUACGUUCAAAAUCUAAAAAAUAAAAUGUAUAUGUAUUAUAUGAAAUACUACUAUAAAACAUAACGUGACCGCCAACCAGGGACUGGUACCUUCUGAUUUUCACGGUUUCGUUACUUAAUUAUUUUAUGAAAAGGUUCUGGUUCUGGUUCCGGUUUUGGAAAAUUAAUUUAAGAGUUAAAGUUAGGGUUCUAGCUAAAACCAGUAUUAGACGAUUUUAAAAAUGUAUAUGUUUUUAUUUACUUUUUAGUAUCUUUAGAUUAAAUGUUUUAUAUAGGGUACAUUAAUUAUUAAAAUAGUAGUAAUCAAAUUACUGAUUACUUGAUGAAACUUAUGAUUCCACAAGAAAUAGACUGCUAUAAAUAAAAAUGAAAAAUAUUUAUUGAAGCAGUCGUAUUUUAAUCUGUGAUAUAAGCAUUAUAGCCGAUAAAUUGAUCACAAACUACGGAGGAAAAAAUAAAAUAAUUUAUCAUUGUAAAACCCGUUAUUUUAAUUUCAAAAAUAUGAGUUCCAGUUCCGGUUGAAAAUAUUUAAAUUCGGUUCCAGUUAGGUUCCAGUUCCAAAUAUUUUAAGGGUUUAUGGGUUCCAGAACCGGUCUUUUCGUCCUUGCCGUCAACACACAAUUACAACAAUUUUUACCAUACGCACUUCCCUCCUAUGAAAUUAAACUAUAUCUGGUAUUAGAUAUGUAUAUAUAAAUAUUUGUAUUACUUCCUUUCUCUCAUCGAAUAGUUCCCAUAUCCGUCGCUGGCGAAGAGAUAUAAUUAGUUGCGAUAUAUUACUUAUAUUUUGUCAGCAUAACUCAAACAUCAUUAUUGUGUAAAAAUUUAAUAUCGCUUUGAUGUUAUAUGAUAAUAUUAUUCUAGAUAGACAGGAUGAUUUUUUAUAAGCAUGCAAACUAAACUAAAUCUGAAACUUUUCGUUAAUCUUUAUAUAAUAAAACCAAUGUAAAUUAUACGUCAACAUUUUUAAAAAAGUUCAGAAUUUUCAGAAUUUAAAAUUCGCAUUAAAACAUUAUAUGUUUUCCCAUUUUAAAAACCAAAGUUGGUAUCGCCAAUAGUUUCUUAAAUUUUAUGAAAAAUCGUAAAAUCCCCAAAAAUCUGAAUUUAAAUCUAUACAUAAUUUAACCAUAAAAAUGGAUUGGUAUGCAUAGAAAUCACCUUGCACAAUAAUAAAGUGUUUAUAAAGUGCCGAUGAACAUAAUUUGAUAUUCCUAAUGCAAAACGUAUAACAACAAUAUAACAUUAUUAAAAUAUUAAUCUAAAUGUUGAGAUAGUCGGGUAACAUUUUGUGAAUAUUCAAACGUAAUUGUCACAAAUCGUGUAUGAUUUGCACAUCGCCUAUUUAAUAGUUACGUUUGCUAUUCGAACUUGAAUUCGAAUUUAUUGCAGGAUUCUUUUCGCGAAUUUUUUUUUAAUUUCGGUAAAAUAUCUACGUACCCAUUCCGUCAUUCGUGUACGUAAAUAAUAAUUUACUCGGCGGUUAUACCCGGAUUUUAGUAUUAUCGAAAUAUGCGUAAGUGCAAUAUGUAUAGUUUAUAUAUUUUUAAGUAUCCAAAAAUCUGGUUAGUCGCCAAAAAUUAUUAAAAACAUAUACAGCGACCUACUUACUUAUUAUUCUCAGCUGAAUUCACGGGUUUUUUUUUUCUUGAGCUAAGUCGGUGGCCAUACGGCCGCGAACAAGGCCGAAUCGGCGGUCACUCUACCACUCCCCUCCCCCUCCCCGUAUAUUUUAUAAUAAUAUUAUUAUAUACUUCGCUUUCGGAUGCAAAGGUUGCCUUGGUAUAUUGUACACGGCGAUGUUAAAAGAUGACACACAUAAAACCACAGUCGACGUUCGUAAACACCGGUCGAUUUUAUUACUACUUAGCGCAGAAAGAUACAUACACACCCGCGCAUUCUAUUUAAGUGUAUUUCAUUUCCAACAAUUGAAAUAAUUUACUGUCAUAAUUUUUGGAAAUUUGAUUGUUAUAUUUACAUAUUUUUAAUAAAAUUCCUGUUUGUUUUUUUUGUUUUUUUUUAAUAAAAUACCGUUAUUAUAAUAUAUAUAGCGAUGAACUAGGUACUAUUUGCAUUUUUUCGAAUAUCGAUAAGUUAUGUAUAACUUAGUAAAAAAAAAAACGGAUUUUGCUUAUACUUUAUCCGAAAAUAUCGGUUUUUUUUGUUUUUUAUUAUCAUUAUUUUAAUUUAAAACUACAAAAUCGUAUAAAUUGAUAAAAAUUAUUUUCAACUUUUGUACCGAGUUUUUAAAGUUGUAACGUUAUAUAAUAAUAACUAUUUAGUGUUAAUAACCCGGUAAAGCUCAAGCUGUUUUCACGUUAAAUAAAUACUAAAAAUCAUUUUAAAAACUUAAAAUAACCAUCGAUUAUGUUGACAUAUAAUUGACUAAUUUUAAAGUUGAACCUUUAAUGGAGAAAAAACUUUAUAGCCCACAAUAAUUAGGCGAUUUAGUUAACGUAAACAUUUUUUGUUCAAAAUUUUGUAGAAUGUUGACUUUUUAAAAAACAUUAUUAUUUUCAUAAUACAAGAAACAAACAGUUUUAUAUAUUACUAUAAUUUUCUGUCAUCCUUAUUUUAGAUUUUGAGUGGAGCGAAGAAGCUUAUGGUUUUAAAAAAUGUUUAUUUUUUUUUUCUGUGGACAACUUUUCUAUAAGAAGACUUGCUCCGAUUUUUACGUGUAUCAUUUUUUCUGAAAGGAAUUCGAUAUGGAGACCUUAAAGAGGUAAUUUUUCGAUUUUCUCAAGAGUUUUUUAUUAAAUGCGAAAAACCGAAAAAAAAAACGGGAAAAUUUACGAAAUAUAUUUGUAUAAUAUUACAAUUUUUUUUUCUGUAGACAAAUUUUCUACUGGCAGUUUUGCUCCAACUUUUAAAAAUAGCAAUUUUUUUAAAAGGAAAUUUCUCUGGGGAGGUACUUUAAAAAGUUUGUUUUUUGAUUCUCUCCGAAAUUUUCUCAGCAAAUGUGAAAAACUGGGAAAAAACAUAGGAAAACCGGGAAAAUCGGUACACCAUGAAAAAAAUAUUAUCAAAGAAAAUAUAUAAAGUCCAUUUUAUUAUUUUACUACAAUAUGGUAUAUAUAUUGUUGAUAAAGCAUUACAAUCAACUGAACUCUGUUAAGAAUCGCUUUUUCGUUAGCAAUGUCUUAUCGUUGCUCACAUGUAUACAUUAAAUUACCUAUAACAGUGACUGCACCCGUCUUCAUUAUCCUAGGACGUCUUUUUGAGAGUGAAAUCACUAUGUACUUUUCAUUUUUAAAUUGCAAUUUAAAUUAACAGUUUCACAAAAGGAUGUAUAGAAAAAAUUUAAAUGAAUUUUGGUGUCGAAAUGUUUGAUUUUCGUUUACCCGUUGGUAAGUUUAAGUUAGGCUAGUCUAAGUUUUCACUUUAAAGUUUAGGUAGGGAUAGAGUAGUGUGCAUUUUGUGUUCAACGUUCGUACUAUGUAUUCGAUAUUUAAAUUUAUAACGAACAUGUGUAACAUCACAGUUUAAUAGGGCCUAAGAAGAGCUCGAAAAUAAAAUUAUUGAACAAAUAUAGUCGAUGUUGUAUAGAACAUGAUUUUUUCUUUAAAUCCGGAAAUUGGUCAAUUCACUGUCACAUUGAAACUAACCGCACACAUUUACGUCUCUAAUUUGCCAUAUCGUACGUUCGUAAGACAGAGAUAUGUCACCUUGUAUGGUGUCCUUUUAAAACGGAACGAUUUCUUUAAAAAUUAUAUUUAUGAAUCAUUUAAACACUGGAAUAUUCGAAUAAACAAUAUGGCGAUUAUAGUGUGUACCAGGAAAGGAAAUGAAAGAGAGUGGUUUAAGUUAAUAUAUUUCUGUUAAUAUAGCUAUACAUCACGGUGUCGACCAUCGUACGGUUACAUAAAAACGUCUCGUAAAAAUUAUCGCUAUAGUUAUAAGUUAUCGUAAGUUGUCGGGGAUAAUAAAAAAAUAUAUAUUAUAAAUAUGUUAACGGCCGGUGUUUUGUAUUUUAGAUUCGAAACGUAGGGAGUCAUUUUUUGAUUUUCCAAGGGAUUUUCAUAAUAAAUAGGAAAAAAGCGUAGGUACACCAUUUUAUUAAUAAAAUGGAAAAUAUUUACGGUGUUACUUAUUUCAUUGAUUUAAUUUUUAAAAACAAAGUUGUCUAUAAAAAAUUGUUAAGCUAAUACAAAAAUGGCAAGGGACCUUUAUUUUUUCAUUUUUAAUCUAAUCAGUGAAUAAGAAAGUCGUUUUUUGUUUUUCCAGGUUUUUUUUUCAAUAAUUCCGAAUAUAAUACUCUUAUUAAUUUUAAUUUUGUUUAUUUGUUGUAAUUUAACUAAAAAUAUUCGUAGAAAAUUGAAAUUUUGACAGAAAACUUAUGUUUACUUUUUCUAGAUGAGGUAAAAUUUUCAAAACAUUAGGCGAUUUUUUAACUAUUUGUAUGCAACUUACGUUUUUAUGGUUUUACGAAGUAUUUAUUUGGUAUUAGUAGGUACUAUGUGGAUAUAAUUGUUUCAUCGAACAUUAAUGCUUGAAAAUGUAACAGGUUAUUCAUUAUUAUAAGUUUGCUUAGUGAAAAAAAAAAAGUUGAGUGUAAUGAAGUAUUUUUUUUUUUUUUAUAUAUAUACGAGUUUUAUUAUCAAAUUUUGUUGAAAACCGUGAGUAUUAAAAACUUGUAUAACCGAACUUCACGCCAAAUCGUUUUUCAGAUAUAAAUUAAAUAACUUUAUGUAACCUUCCUAACCAUCUACCCACAAAAAUGGAACACCUGUCUCCAGGAUCAGCUCUUUUUUUUUUAACAAUCGGUUUUUUGAAGGCAACGUUAAGUGCAGUAAUUUCAAUUGCAGACUACCACUCAUUUUACUCGUAUAGUAUUAUGAUGUAUUACGAUAAUAGCUGUAUUAUGCAUGAUCAAAUUAAAAUUGGAUAUUCGACUAGAGUACAAAAUAAAAUGAUUUAGAAACCCAUGUGAAAUUAAUUUUACCUUGUACUCGUGCAUUUGUCUUUUUUAGCGAUCGACAAAUCGUACUGUCAGUACAAAAGGGCCAUAAAUCAAAAAUUGUAAACUGUUCAGGAGUGCAUUUUAUAACUAAAUGAUGUGCUCAUGCACUGACAGUGCAAAUUAAUGUAUGUUCAGUUAAGAUUUUGUAUGUUUAUGUCUUAAUUUAAAAAUGUUUCUAUGCAAAAAGACCACAUUUCAUUAUGUGAUCAAAUUGUUAAGAGGAUGUUAUACCCGCAGGCGAUGCAACCGUAUUACAGACGCAUGAUGGCAAAUUAAGUUUCGUUCACCAGUGAUCAUAAAUAUUGAACUGUUAGUUUUAAUAUUAAAGUGGAUCGACCCAAAUUAGAAGUUAUAGAUCAAACAUUAUCUGUACAACUAAGUGAUUUUUUUUUUUGAUAUUGAAGUUAUGUUCGAAGUGAGAUAUAAGUAUGUAAAAUAUCAUAAUUUAAAAAUUGAUGGCUUAUUUUAAUGGGAAAAAAUGCUCUUUAAUAAAAUAAUACACAGGGUCUUUUCGUUGUUCCUGAAGAAUAAUUUCAAAGGGUGUAGUAAUCCGGUCAUCUAUCCUCCAAGGUCUUCGAUAUUUGACUAUAUAUAAGAUAUACGAACAGUCGAAACGAUUAAUUUAAUAUUAUUAAUUACAAGCGAAACAACACUAUUAAUCUUGUUAUUAUGUAUACCGGAGCCUGCAGGGCUUCCUGCCAAGACACGACAAAAUUCUGUCUCGUUUAGGUAUUAAACCACGAAAGCGAUGACUGACGGGGACAUAAUACUUUAUCUCUAAUAUAUAAAUCGUUAUUUUAACCGUUAGUCGAUUUAAGAAUACGGCCCUCGUUGUAGUAAUUUUUUUAUUCAGCAUUAAUGACAAACAUGGUGUUUAAAUCAAACAAAACUUUAAUUCAAUGUAACCAUAAACCAUAAAAAAAAAAGGUUAUUCGUUUUAAAAAUUGACGUUAAUAAUAUUUAAUGUAUAGGUAUAGGUAACACAUUUAUAUGUAUUAAAUUUACUUACCUAAUUUUAUAUUUUUCUUUUACUGACAUACCUAAUAGUUUUACCUCAUAACUACAUUUUUUCUCUAUCUUGGACUACUUAUAUCCAAUUUUGAACUCCCGAAAAUUAUUAAAUUCUUUUCUAUUAUAUCGCUUUGUUGGUGUCUCUGUCAAGGUUUACUCGUUCGAGGGUUCCAUUCCGUAUUAAAUCGUGAAAGUUUUGUUUUCUUCUCUCUUCGUUACGUGACCUAAUAUAAUUUUGUAUCCUUUAACAAACCUUGUCACUGGCGCUAGUAACUAGUUACGCCAUUAUACUACAAGGGGCGUCCGGCUCUUUGUUAAACUUUAUUUCAUCGACGAUUUUCUGAGAAUGGCUUAUUCUCGGAUAAUCUCAAUUUUCCCAAUUGUUGUUUUCCAAAUCUCACAACCAUUUGAGAAAAUUAGUCAUAUAAUAAUUACUCAUGCGUAUAAUCUUACUUUGCGAUUCUAAAUAUCAUUUUGGCCUUUUUAUAUAAGUUCUGUAGCAUUGAUUUAUAUUUUUUUUCUACGACAAAACGGUGGUUAUAAGACCAAAUUAAUCAGUUAUAUUUUAUGCUCGGACGAUUGAAUCAUGCGUAUAUCCGUGGCAAUGGACAAUAGCGUUGUUGGUAGACAUGCCAAAAACGUUGACAGCAUUUUAUUAUAUUUACGCGAGUAUACGUUCGUGCACAGGCUCUUUGGUCAGAGUUCUAUAUUUUUUUCCUUUUUUUUCCCAAUGUUUUUGUUCGAAUCAUCGUGCUAAAAAUAGUACAACAAUAUAAUAUUUACCUAUCUGGUUAUAAUAAAUACCUAACUAUUUAGUUUACAAACAUGGAAAAUAAUAUUUUAAAAACAUUUAUUGUGAUAGCCUCAAUAUAAUAAUAAUACAUAAAAAGUGUAAAUAUAUUUUUUUAACUUUUUUUUUUAUUACGUACCUAUGUGAUAAAAUAAGAAAAGUUUAUGAACUGAAAAACUAUUAGAAACUUUUAGACGUAGGUAUAUAAUACGAAUAGUUAUUUAAAUAAACCUAAUAUGUAGGUAAGUAUUUUUUUUAUAGACAUUAGGAAUUUAUUUUAUUGAAUAUUAUUGUACUAAAACAACUAUAACUAAACUAAUAUAAAUAAUAUACAGCGAGUACAUUUUGGUAAAAUAAGUGAAAAAGCCGUAAAAAAAAUUAUGACUUUUUUGCACGCAAACACCUGUAAAUAAUUACUUAGCACAAAUAUCAAAAUCAGAAUAUCUUGACGGAAAACUAACUGAAAAUACUAUUUUAAAUUUCCAUUGAAUUGAUCACCUUAGAUUUUAACCUUAGAAUAUGACGGUUUUACCAGUAAAAAAUAUUAUAUUUAUGAAGGUAAGACUAUCAAAAAUGGCUAAAACUAAUUUGCGUAUAAUUUACGAACAAUAGAAACCUUUUUUCAAAUAAAUUUAACCACGAAUAGUAUGUAUGUAAUCUACGUGCCUACAUCCAAAUUAAAAAAAAUGUUUAAUAUGCAUGUAUCUAUGCACUAAGAACAAGCAAAAUAUACUUUAAAAUAUGCACUGAAAAAUAAAAAAAAACUUGCAAAUACAUUAAAUUCUAUUUUUUAACUGCUAUACUCUCGACAUUUCAAAUUAUUCAAUAUUAAACAACGUUUUUCUCUCAGUGUUAAAGAAAUAGCAUACAUUGUUAUUAUGCUCCGAUCAGAGACUAAACUAAAAUGUAUAAGAGAUUUUUUAUAACUUAAACUAUAACACUUAUCAAUUAUCAGCGAAAAAUUUAACAAAAAUAGCGUUGGAUUAGAAAUAUUGCAAUAAAGAUUAAAGCUUAUCGCGAUUAUAACUUAUUACUGAUAAAUAACAGCUGAUGGGUGAUGGGAACCUACGAUUAAAAAUAAUUGUUAUACCUUAAGGUACCCUGUACAGUGUACAUCCAAAACUGUACCUACAAGCUGGUUUCCAAAAUUCAUAAUUUUGUGCGCAAACUAGUUGUCAUAAAUUUAACUAAUAUUUAUAUUAAUAUAUACACAAACGAGUCUCUACCCAAAAAAUGACUCAACAUAAAAAUACAUUUAUCUCAUAUUGGCUUCGGGGACACUUAUGGAAUUUUUCCUUAUGGUGGCAAUGUAGUAUUCUGAAUGCUGUAUUAAGAAUAAUAUAUUUUUAAUUACAUAAAAUAUUUUUUUCUUAAUUAUUCAGUAAAUACUGUAUUACGAAUAUUAUUUAAAAUUUUAGUAAUUCUCGUUAUAGAUUGUUUAUUGUUUUACAUAUAAGAAGCAUUCUUUUUUUAUCAGUUAGUAAAAAUCGUACAAUUUUUUCAGAUCUAGCUCUAAAAAAAUUCGUUAUUUCAAUCCGGUGGUAUUUGAUUAAAAAUAUUUUUCAAAAUUUCCAACAAUUCACCUCCUUUCGGUAUUCUCAUGUUAUUGUUGUUUUUUUUAUUUCUCAGAAAAAAAUUGUUCUCAUUAAAUUACUUCUUACAAAAGAGCAGUGCUGGGGAUAGAUAAUACAAAAUUUAUCUGGAUAAAAGAUAAUAUGCACGAAUUUAUCUAAAAAAAGAUAAUAGAUAAACCAAUUUAAAAUAUCUAGAUUAAAAUAAAAGAUAUUUACAUUUUUAGUCAGAUAAAAAAUAGACAUUUUAAAAAAUGUUGUUUGCUUAUAUUUCAAAUUAGCUGAUGUUUUAUUUUAUUUUGUGGAUAAUGAAUUAGUCGAAAUACCCAAGGUAGUUGCCAAAAAACGUUUCAUAUUAAAAUUAUGAUUAUUUGAUUAUAAUAUAUUAUAUAGGUAAUUUAAAUAAUUAAUUUUUAAAAAAGACAUACUAGAAUAAUAGGAACGAGUGUAAACACUGUUAUAGGUAUUUUAAUGUACAUUUGUUAGCAACCAUUGUUAACGAAAAAAACGAUUCUGAUCUGAGUUCAGUUGAUAGUGAUGCUUUGUCAACAAUUUUUUUUUUCUAGGUUUUUCUGGUCAUUGAGACCAUACUGCCAAACAAAUUCCUCUCCAUCCAUCUCUUUCCUCUGCUGCUACCCUCCACGGUAUGUAUGGUUGAAUCUUUUCCACGUUCGCUUUCACGCAGUGAAAGGCCUUUUUGCCCUGUCACCUAAAUAAAAAGUCAUUCCACAUUUUAUCGUUCCAUAUGGUGCUAUUUCAAAUAACGCUGUGUGUUCAUGUUUAAUACCAUAAAAAACGAUUAGACUAGUUUGUACAAUAACAAUAUUGCCAACAAAUAUUGAAAAUUAAAAUUAAAUCUUAACGUUAGGCGUUAGGGGUUUUUUGUAAAAGCGUUUACUUUUAAAAAAAAUGUAAUACAAAUUGCCUAUGCAUAGCCCCUUAAUAUAUUGUAUUUAUGAAAUGGUAUAUUUAUGGCCUACGCUUAUCCCUUAAACGGGUGUAAUAUAAUAAUAUAUAGUCCAGAUCUGUAAAGUCUAGAUUUGUACAAUCGAAUUUUGUACCGUCCAGAUUUGUAUCGUUUAGAUUAAUACGAUUCACUUUAAUACCGUUCAGAUUUGUACUGUCCAGGUUUUUAAAGAUUUCAAAAUUCUAUUUUCCAAAAUUUUACGCUCCAGAUUUACAGAUUCCAGAUUUCCAAUUUCCACAUUUUUAUAGGAACUCGUUUCAUAUAAGAUGAAAAAAUAUAAUGGUUUUCAGCUUUUUAAAUAAAUAGUGGGAUCCGUGUUCUAAUAAAAUAUUUUUGAAGGAAGAAAUCGGUAGGUUAGGUUAUAGUUCUAGUACAUGAAUCAUCAUUUUUUUUGUGUUUAUCACGAAGAAUUAUUUUUCAACUGAUUUUUACGAGCUCAUAUACGGAUGUAGCCAUGUAUAAAUAUUGAACUAAAUGAUAUUUUUUUGUUUACGAACCGGAAAAAAAAAGCUUAUAUAAACUUUUUAGAUACUCGCAUUGAAUAUAAACGAAAUUGGACGUUUAAACGUAAUUAAUUAGACCCGUAAUAAUAAUCGAGAAGGGAUAAUAUCCCUCGAAUAAAAUGGUCCAAAAAAAAUAAAACAUACUCCUUCAAUAUAUAUUUCUAUACUGUCAAUAGCAGACAACGUGCGCAAAUAUUUUGUCCUUAAUUUUGUCAUAAACUCACAAAAUCAAAUGCUAAAUUAUCUAUUUAAAGUCCUCAUUCUCUAAGUAUAGAUGUUGAGUUUAAAAACAAUGAAUCUAUUAAUUUUCAAAACAUUUGAUUUUUCUCUUUUUGUUCAGUAAAAAUGCUUUAAUUUUAUUACUUAAUAUAGAUAAAAACGUGGAUUCUUCACCUAAUGUAAUUAAACUGAUGAUACAUAUUUUGAAAUAUUUUUCGAAAUUUGCAAUACUUUUUCCAACAGACAAAUCAAUUUUCCAAUAUUUUCACGCAGUACUUAAAAUGAUGCAUAAAUUGCUGACAGAUGGUACAUGUGGAGCAUAUAGCUAUAUUCUUAGUAGUUUGUCUCCAGGCCUUUUUUUUUAAAUAUUGUCUGAUUUUAUUUUUUGAGUUUUUGUGUUACUAGGGCAACAAGGAAAAAACGAAUAAUUAUUAUUUACUAUUCCGUUCAAAACUGUUUUUUUUUUUGUUUUAAAUUAUUUAUCGUUGCAUAUAGUACACUAAUUUAAUCUCCCUGUAUAUCCUACAAUUCCAACUACACUACAUCUGAAAUAUUGGCCUAUCCGAAUAAAACUCUAUGCGUCGGAACUUGUUUUUCCGCUGUACAAAAAAAAAAUAUUUACAACAGUUUCUAAAAACGUUUAUUUUCUUCAACUGAAAACAUAUCAGUAUUGAAGAAAUUAUUUUCUGUAGCUCGACUCGUAUCCCCAAAUUAUUUUAGAGUAAAAUCCCCAUAAUACGCGAUAUUAUGCAAUAAUUAAAUAUAUUAUGUAAAUUCACAGUGAAAUAAUAUAAUAUAUACAAGAAACACGAUUUCCGUAUUUUUUUAGUUUUUUUAUUUACAACGGUCAAUAUUUAACAAUACGAAUAAAAUAUUUUAUACAUUAUUACAUGACCGUAUUAUAAUAAUGAAUUUCCGCAUAAAUUAUGGUAUACGGAAUAAAUCCAAUAUCGAAAACCGAAGUUUCAUUUUGGGAAAUAUACAAUGAAUGUUUUCUUUUAUGUGCAUAUUAUAUUCACUCCAGCCAUACUGAUAUUUUUCGGAUACGCAUACACUGUACGUAUUAUUACGGACAUAUUUUAAUCAGAAACUGCCUAGUGAACCGCAAAAAGUACUAUUCGAAUAAUAAAUUGCAUAGGUUUUUUUUUUUUAUACGUACUUGCAUGUUUUUGGUAAAAAAAGUAUAAUAUUGUCAGCGAUGGAAAUUGUGUGCUCUUUAGAGGUUUCUGUUAUUUCGUUGAAUUUCUAUAAAUAUACCUAUACAUGUAUAUUUUAAUCGAUAUUUCACUAGAUAAUUAUUAUACAGGAUGUCCCACGAAAAUAUAGAACGAAUUUUAUUUAUUUAUUUAUUUUUUUCAUAUUAAUCGCAGGGACAAAGACUACGAAUAUUUUUAUUUAAAUUAGAUUUUUAUACUUUGGUGAACCAAAUAAUUAAAACUAACUUUUUAUUAUAUUAUUUUCGAAUAAUUUGAAGAUAGCCAUUUUAUGGAGAUUAUGAAAACUUUGACGUAUCAACUUUUAAAUUACAUUAGUUUGCGAUUUUUAUUAAUUAUUUUAAGUUCAAUGAAAAGUACCGAUAACUAUGCACAAGGCUGUAACUGCAUUCAUUAAUUGAUUAUUACUAUUAUGAGGGCAGCGAAGAAUGUAUCGGUUGUAUAAAGAUGUUCAUUUAUUAUUAUUUUUUUUUUUUUUUUUUUAUACUGUGUACGAAAAUUCUACCCGAUAUAUACGCGGGGUACCAUUUCUAAAAGGAAAUAUUGUCUAGAUGGUACUUUUGAAAUUUCCAAAGCGAUUUUCAUAAUAUCUGGGAAAAACCGGGAUAUGUCGUAAGAAAACAGGAAAUCUACGAAAAUAAUGCUUAUAUUAUUCAUUUCAAUUUUGCUAUUUGUAUUAGUUCAGUAAAACAUAUUUGUAGAGACUUGAAAUUAGAACAGAAAACUCUUAUUUACCUUUUUUAGCUAUUUAUAGACAUUUUAGUUUUGCGAGUUUUAUAUGUAAUUUUUAUUCGACAAUUACUGUGUGGUAACAUUAUUAGAUUAAAUAGAAAUGCAUGAAAAUUUCACAUGAGGUUCAUUAAAAUUUUAGUUUAAUGUGGUAUUUUUUUUUAUAAAAGAAUUUUAAUAUCAAAUUUUGACGAAAAUCUUACGAGUAAAAAUUAUGUGGAACAAAUCUAAUUUUUCAAUUUUUUUUGAACAUAUGUAUAUUGCCGAUUUAAGAACGAUGAUGCAGAAUAAUAAAAUGUAUACUAUUCGUCGUUUGUAUCUACCGAUAAUAGUAUUUUUACUUCGCAUAUAUAUUGAAAUACAAUUGGUGUUGAGAGGCAGGGCCGCGAUCAACUAUGGGCAAGGGGAGAUGAUUGCUCAGAGGUAGAAAAUUGUAUCGCGUCUAGAGGGUGACAAACUUUUGUAAACUAAUAUAGUAAACUAACACCCUAGAUAGUAAAUUAAGUUUACUGAAAAGUUCUAGAACAUUUGAAACUUAAUGUAUCGAAAAUAUACCAGCAAUAUUUUAUUUCAGCUCAAAAAAUAUUAACGGAAUUUGAUUGCAACGUUCUGUAGUAGUUAAUUGUUCGCCUUUUUUGUUUUUGUCAAAAAUAAAAGUAGCCAAAUAAUGUCAGACAAAUCUAUCGUCCAAUCAGAAGCAAAAACUGUAUAGCUACACUCUCUCUAUCAAGCCUAUUGCAAAUAAUAACACUAGCCCUGACCAACAUAUUAUUAUAAAUUUAUUGAAACACCUUUUUAAAGUUUAAAUCUGAAUCUGAAAUCUGAAAGAAACAGCAUUAAAAUAAUAAUAUAAGUACAAUGAAGUUUAGUAGGUGUCAUUAAAAAUGUAUACAAUAUACGAUAUUAGGAAUUAAAGAUGUAAUAUUUUGGAAACAGUAUAAUGUGUUCCGCAUGUUGCCAUCUGGUAACUGAUUAGUUAUUCUCUAAUUAUCAUAUAAUAUUUAUGGGAUAUCGAAAUGUAUUUUGCUCAUUGGUGGCAUUUUAAUUGAACGUGACACUGAAAAGAAUAGAAAGAAGAUCAGUUUAUAAGUGCAAAUACUUCUUGGUUUAAUAAGGUGAUGGUAAUAAUAAUAUUGUGCAAUGGAUAAACUUAAUUAUAAAAACAUAAGAGGAGCACUACAAAGGCGACACAUUAUCACUAUACACGUUAUUUUAAAGUAAACAAUAUCGCUCCCAUUUAACAUUAGCAAUGCCAUAAACCGAUUUGUUAUUUAAAAUUCAAGUACAUUAAACAGGUAUUAUUUGUGUUUCGGAGAGAGUUUGAUCCGAUAAAAUUAUUUUACGUUAGCCACCACGUUAAAUCACGCACUAUCACAAAUUUUCUAUUUAUUUAUGUAUAUAUAAUAUUUGUAUAAAUCGAAUUCGCUUUGCUAAGAAUUAGACAUUUCGUUACGCUUCGAUGCCGUCUAUUCAAUGGUCUCCGAAUUAUAAUUACUUUUGUGUUAUAUUCAAAACAAUUGAUGGCAUUAAAAACUGGCGAUAGCUAUAAUGGAAAAGUAGAAUAUUCUUUGCCGUAUAUUUCCAUGUAAAAUCGUUGUCGAUUUGGCAGGACUAUUUUUACUGGUGUGCCAAUAAUUUUUCUAUAGUAAUCAUCGUGUCCGUGUAUCCAGUAAAACUUUUAUAACGUUGAUUUAUUUAAACACAUUUUAUAUAGGUGCGGUAUAAAAAUGAAUAAUGACGGAACCAUUAAUAACAAAUAUAUACUCACAAAAUAUUAAAUGUGAUUUAUUUUUUUUUUCAUAUUUAAGGGAGCUCCGGAGUCGGGGUCACAAUUGUCACAGCGGCAGUAAUUUAAGGGGGGGGGAGAGGGAAAUUGUUAAAAACCACACAUUUUGAACGACGAAUACAAUGAGAAAAAACAAAUGGGCAUACUUCGCAUGAUAAGUGGGCCACUAUUGUAAGUGAGAAGGUAGAGGAGAAAUUUCAUGUAUAUCUGUAUGCAACCGUUCAUUAUUACUGACGAAAAGUGAUUUUGAAUGGCGUUCGGUUAUGCAUGCUUUGAAUGAUUUUAAUAUUUACGAUUCGAAAAUAAUACUUUUCGUAAAUUUUCCCGGUUUUCUUACGUUUCUUUCCGGUUUUUCCCAUUUAUUGAAAAUCGUUGAAAAAUUUUAAAAAAAUUACCUCCUUUAAGUACCUCCCCAGCCAGAUUUUCUUUUAAAAAAAAAUACUACAUUAAAAAAUCUAAGCAAAAUUUCUAGUAGAAGUUGUCACAAAUAACAAAAAAAAAUAACAUUGUAAAACCAGUGAACUCUGCUCAGAAUCCAAAGAUAGACAAAUUUACAUAGCAAAUCAUUGCUAACGAAAAACGAUUUGAAGGGAAGUUUAGUUAACAUGUUUUGAAAAGCCGUAAUAUUGACGAUUUUCGUCAAAGUUAGAUAUCAACAUUCUGUUGCACUCAUUUUUUUUUAUCACAUACAUAAUUUAUAAUGAACCUUCUGUACAAUUUUCAAGUAUUUCUGUUUAAUUUAACAAUUUUAUUAAAGAGUAUCUCCCGAAUAAAAAUUACUUAAAAAAUUGCAAAAUUAAAAUGUCUAUCAUUAGCUCAAAAAUGGCUUUAAUGUUUUGAAAAUUUUACCACAUCUAUAGAAAAGACAAAUAUAAUAUCUAUGUUUCUUUACUUAAGCCAGAGAAGAUUUUUGCAUGUAAGGGCUAAUUUUACUUUAAAAAAUGUCAAUAUCUCUCAUAAACAAAACCCGUGAUUUGAUAAAUAAUAUACCAAGGCAUUUUAAUAAGGGGGUAUUUUAACCACAUGCUCCAUUUCAACCCCACAUAGCUUAUUAUUAUUUCCUUUCUUCCAGCAACUGAAGAGAAAUAUUCAUUGGUCUGCAAUCAUAUUAUUUUUCACACUAGUUCUUCGGUUUUAAAAGUCUCAAGGUCGUAUUCACUCCAUGAAACCGUUAUAAUUUAAUAAAACGCUGAAAAGUUUUAUUUCGAGAUGUCACGCUCAGAUCGGAACAAUUUGACGUUAAACCACAUAUAUUCUUUAUAUAACUACUGGUAUUUUAUUAUUAUCGUGCACGGGGUUUUUUUCAUCACCGAAAACCAAAAGCACCUCUCCGAACGGAAGUUUUCAAAGUUCCAACAAUAACUUUCACAAAUGUUAAAAAAAUAGCAAGUUGUUUUUAGUGUUUACAAUAAUUUAUAACUGUCAAUGGCUUAUUCGAGACCGUUUAGACCUAUCGCCGCUUCCACUAUGCAUCUCCAUGCCUCUAUAUUUAACACUAAUCUUUCUCUAUUUCUGACUCCUAGGAUCUUUAGAUUUUCAGAUCUUCUCUGACUCGGUCGCUCCACCUCUAUCUUAGUCGUCCUCUUGGUCUUGUCCGAUUUGCCUUCCACAUUUUGACUUUGUUUAUUAUUUUAUCCUCCGCUUUCCGCCCAGUUAGGUUUUUGAAUUUUCAGAACACCUACUAUAUCGGCUUUGUUCAAAAGUUCUCUUAGGUCUGCGUUUGUCCUUCGUUCGUAUUCAUUGUUUUUAGUGUUCUUUUUAAGCCCGAAAAUCCUCCUUGAUAUUAUCUUUCUCUCAAAUGUCAUUCUUUUCGUCUACCUUCAUUAAUGCCCAGGCCCCGCAUGUAUAUUAUACAAUAGGCCUGAUCAAGGCUUUGUAUAACCUAAUUUUUGUUCUCCUAUAGUUUUGACUUGAACAGUGGUAUUACUAUUAUUCUACUAAACAUGUUUUUAACAUUGUAUAAACAAACUUUGUCCUGAAUAAUAUUUUGUUAGGUAGCAUUGGUUUAUCGCUACAAAUAUAAAUUACAUAUAUAUGUGUAUUCUACCUCCCUAACCUCCCACCUACAACAGUGGUACAUCCCGACUCUUAUCCCCAGUAUUAGCCCUUUUUUGUAUUUAAUUAUUUAGCUGUUUAUUUAUUUGUUUAUUUUAUUUCAUACGGAGUAAACUCCAUUUGCAAAAAGACAUUACAAAACGUUUGUUGUACAUCAGUAUACUAAAUUAAAAACAGCGUAAUAAUUAGUUCAUAUACAAUAUAAUAAUGAAACAUAACAAACAAACAUAUUAAAUUAAUCCACAUAUUGGUGUAUCAAUUAAUUAUGUUGAACAAUGUUGUAUUUAAACAACUAGUUGUCUGACAAGAACAAAAAAAAAAAAUUUCACGUUAACUCGUCCCACAUAAAUGGUACUAUGGUAUGAUUUUCAGAUCUUUUUUUUUUUUUUUUUAAAUAAAUAUUAUACUAUGAUAUUGUAUUUAUACGAAUCCAAUUUGUCAUCGGCGAUGGUAGAUAUAAAAAAAAAAAAAAAAAAACAACCGUCUGCAGUACGUUAAACCGUGGUAUAAUGAGCUCCUCUUUGUUCUUAUUAUAUUCUCCCAAACCUAUUCUUCGACUGGUUAUUAUGUUAUCCACGACAAUUUAUGAUUCACAAAUAAAAAUCACGUACCUAUUUCAUACAAGAUGGAUGGAUGGAUGGAUGGAUGGAUAUAAUUAAUAUUAUAAUGUGUGUGUAGUAUUUUAUGUGUAACGUAUAAUAUAUUAUGGAUUGAGGUGGUCAUAAUCUUGAAUAUAGGAAAAUACAUUUUAAGCACCUCUUAGAUCAGUUCCAGAUAAUAAAAAUAAAAUAAUAAAAAAAAAUAUUUUUUUUUCCUCCUCACCUCCAUUUGUCUAUUUUGCAAAAAUGUAUUAAAACACUAUUAUGGUGAACACGCCGUAAACAUUUUUUUUUUUUAGUUUUUACAAUAAAAAUGUGACCAUAAAAAAAAAAAAAAACGAAUAAUUAUUUUUAUUUUAGAAAACAGAAAAUAGAUAUGUUGGUUAUUUAAUACAAAAUAUUUUCAAAAUAAGCAGACGAAGAUAGAGAGGAAAAAAAUCUGUUCAAUUAUUUAGAACCAAUUUUGGGGAAGAUAAAGAAAUUGUUUUUUCAAAACCAAGAUAAGCACCGCUCUUAUAUGGAUCAUUUUUAAUAAAGGAUUGACUUAUUUAGAAUAAGUAUUUUUUUUUACACCUCAAUGAUAAAUCGAUUCUUCGAUACUCAUUUAAGGGAAAGAGGUACUUUAUGAACGAAUAACGUUAAACCAUAACGUUUAUAACGUUUUAAACCAUAAGAAGUACGACGAAAAUGUAAGCGUUGGAUUUGACGGAUUUUAAUUUUGAUUGGAUAAAAUGUUUACUAUAAUAUCUAGGUUAUUAUGGAAGUUAUUUUAAAUAUAUAAUUUGUUCAGUUGUGAUACUUUUCUAUUUAAAUAUAUUCAUGUUGUGCCACGGCAACAUUUUCGGAAUAUUUAAACCAAAUUCGUAAAAAUCUAGACAACUUGUUAGUCUAUAUAAAUCAGUUUUCAAAACAUUUUGAAACUCUAUAGUUUUGUCCAGCUUUUUGGUCUAAAUGUCACUAUUUUUUUAAUGAGCCCAAUCCCUUUAAAAAUGUUUAAAAAAAAACCCGAGAACACGAUCAAAAAAAUAACAAUAAACUAAGAACAGUAAAUUCAUUAUCACUAUUUAAGAAAUUAUAUUAUAAAAUUAUGUAAAUUUAAAUAUUAUUAAGUUACGAAGGUUAAUAAAAUAAAAAGAAUAAAUAAACCAUAAGAAAGUUUAAAAAACAAAUUAUUUACUUUACUCUGAAACCUGUCUGAUGGUACUUCUUAUAAUGUUAUCACAGUACACUGAAAUUAAAUAUUGUAUCGAUAUAUUGAUGUACUUAUUCGGUUUGCUCGGAAUAAAUAAUAAAAUAUAGACUGUCGGGGGUAAACGAGACCCUACGGUGAAAUAAUUUUACUUCAAUAUUUGAAAGCGAGAAUGAUAUAAAAGAAGAAUCGCGUUCGAAUAUAACGACGACUUUGAGUGUAGAAAACGGAAAUAAAAUUUGUUGACACUCGCGAUGCUUGAAGUUCUUCUCAAUGCUCUUUUAGUAACAUAUUUACCCAAUUUUCGACGAAUUUCAGUAUUCUGUCCAUAAAAAAGCACGGCCGCCGGACGAAACUUUUAAUCAUUUUUACUGAUCUAAAGAGGGGGAGGAGAUUUUUUCAGACAGAAGAAAAACGCAAAACUAUGUACACAUCUAAAAACUAUUACACAGAGACUAUUGUGUCUCGCUUUUCUUGGAAUCUAAAAGUCAGUGCAAAGUAAAUAAAUGUUUAGCACUCUCAACGAAUUGUUAAUUUUGGUAUAUUGCGUGUCAUAAAACUGUGUGAACAUUUUUACGAUGAAGUUAUCUUUUAUUCAUUUUUUUUAAAAUUUUAAACAACUGGAUAAUAUUAUUUGUACAUAAAUUAUUAUACAUAAAUGUAGGGCAGACAUUUUUAAUAUUUUAUCUAAUUAGUGAAAUAAAAUAAAAAAAAGUACACAAAAUAUUGACAAUAAGUUAUUUCAAAUUAAAAUCUAGUAAAAUAUGUUUGUGUACAUAAAUAUUAUUGUCAAGUUCUGAAGCAUGUAAAAUAAUUGUUGUAAAGUGAAAUGUUCAGAUGGUAAAUUUUACCUCAAAAAGACAUGGCACCAAAGCUAAAAUAAAAUACUAUUAUAUGUAUAUCAUAAUAUGUAUACCAUUAUAUGUAUAUCAAUCUAACCUAAGACACUCAUUAUCUCGGAAAGUAUUAACUUUUUUCUAAAUUUAUUUUAAAGAACAUUUAAGAAACAAACUUUUUUAAAAUUUAAUAUUUACAUUAUUUUUUGUUACUUUAAUUAUUGGGGGUUGAAACGACUACCUAAUUUUGAUUCUCAAGUGGUAACCUACACUAAAAAUUCGAUAAAUAGAUUAAGUGGUAGUUAAAAUAAAUUUUGAUUUUUUAAUUUUUAAUUUCCCUCAAUCGGUUGACAAGAUAUUCUACUUUUGAGUUUGGGUCGGGGGAGAACAGUGGUGCAUCAUUUGCGUGGCGACACAGCUCGCGGCGUUUAAAUAAUGUACCAUUACUCUCCCCCAAUCCAAAAUUAAAAGUGGAAUAUCACGUCAACGGAUUGUCGGAAAUUAAAAAUUUAAACACCAAAAUGUAUUUUAACAACUACUUUAUCUAUCUUCACACGAUGGGUAGGCCACUGUUGUAGGUGAUAAGUUAGAAAGGUAGAGGAGAAAUUUAAUGUAUAUCUGUACGCAACAAUUAAUCAUUGCUAACGCAAAACGAUUCUAAGUGUAACUCAAUUAUACAUGUUGUGGAAGGUCGUAAUAUUUACGAUUUUAGUCUAAAAUGAUACUAAAAUUCUUAUAAAAAAAACAGUUUCACGUUACACCCAAUUUUUUUUCAAUCACAAAGUACGAUUUAUAAUGUACCUCUUGUUCAAUUUUCAAGCAUAUAUGUUUAGUCAAACUAUUUUAUCUAUAUAUUAUUCACUAUAACUAGACAUUAAUAGCACAAUAAUAAAUAAAAUGUAUUGAACAUUUUAUUACGUUUAGAAAAGGCAAAUUAGAAAAGUUUUUAUCUAAAUUUCAAGUCUUUACAAAUAUGUUUAACGAAGUUACAAUAAAAAAACAGAAUUUAAAAUAAUAAAUUUCGUAAAUUUUCCCGUUUUCCAACAUUUUGCCCAAUUAUUAUAAAAAUCCCAAGGAAAAUCAAAAAUAUUAUUGUUUAAAAUAUAAUCCAGAUAAAAUAUCCUUUCAGAAAAGAUUCUACAAUUGAAAAUAGGAGAAAAAUUCCUGUUAGAAAAGUUGUUCACGAAAAAAUAAAAUAAAAUACACAUCGUUAAAAAAACCAAUGCAUUCCUUGCUUAGCUUAGAAUCUAAAAAUUAUACAAACAAUUAUUAAUUGUUUUAAAUGAAACAUUCUUGUUUAUGAGUAAUAAAUGAAAAAUUUAUUAUUUUUAUUUUCUUUUAUAUAUUUAAGCAGGUUUCAUCCUUUUUGAUUUUAGAUUUUGAAAUACAUAGAUUUAGAUCAAUUUGAAUUUAAUUCGAUGACGCAUAAAUAAUGUUUGAGAAAAAAAAAUGAUAAAUAACAAAAUGAUUAUCUUUAGAGUAGAUAAAUCAAAGAAAACUCAAAGAAUAUUUCAUUAAGGGAUUGAUUUUGGGAUAUAAAUAUUUAUUAUUUAUAUGUUCAUGAAAAAAUAUUGAAUAAAAGUAUAUAAUUUUUCAAAACAGAAAUAUUGAGCUACUGGGAGUUUGAUUAUUUUACUACAGCUUAUUAUUGGUAUGAAAAAACGAACCACCCUCACGUUUCAUUUUUUAGUAAUUUUUAUAAAUUAAAUUCCAUUUCGGACUUCAAUUAAGACGGAGAUGCGUUUCAGCGUCUCAUUUCCUCGGACUUCCAUGAAUAGGUUGCACAGAUAGGUACGGAUGAAUGCCAAUACAUGAUACGGGUUUCGAUAAAAAAACGAUUCAGUUUGUCUGGUUUUUUUACAGUUAGCGUAAGUUGAGAUUUCCUAGCUGCAAAAGUCUUAGCUAAAUAUUAUACUCGAUAAAAAGCGCUGGAAGGAUUUCCAUAUCACUAUAUCUUUAUCGAAUAUACACUGCAGAAUUGUAAUUUGUAUUCAAUAUAUAUUAUUAUUAAUAUUUACAUCCUAUAACAUUUUACAAAAAUUUGCCUCUCUUAUUCUUCUUCUAUAAACUCUAAAGGCCAUUAUUAAGUCUAGUGCCGUAUCAAACACUUCUUUCAAUUAAUUGUCUGUUGCCAAUGUCCAUUUACGGUAUAAUUUCCUACACCUAUGGUUUUUAAAUCUUUUUCAGCUUUAUCUAUCCACCAUUUUUCAGAUUUUUCUUGAAGCAGAAGUCUCGUUGUUUUCAAUUUGGUGUAUUUUUUUUUACUAUUGAGUUCAAUCGCACGGCCUAACCAGCUCAAUCGGCCCUUAACCAUGAUUUAUUAUCAAAAUUACUAUAGUAUUUAAAAUAGUGAACAUUACGUUGUUGUUUCCGAUCUCGUAUAAAUAUGAUUCGUUAUUGUUAUUCCGGCUACAGAUUUUUCUGAAAAUAUUUCUCUACGAAUAUACACGCAUGUAUAUAUUCCAUUAUUAUUUAUUUUAAUCGAAAUAGAUUAUUAUACAUAAUAAUAUAAUAUAUAUUCAAAAAGUUUUAAAUUGUAUUAUUGCGCACACAUAGGACAUAGAUACCGAGAAAAUCGAAGGAACCGUAAAGUUUAACCGCAAUAAUAAUAAUAGUAUAAUGCGGUAUGCUGUUAUUGUUUAGUUUUUUGAAAAACUAUGGCAACGAUAAACUGUAUAAACUGCAAGUUCAAAAAGUUUUUCCGAAGCAAUUAUAUAUAAUAUUAGAUAAUAUUUAAUAAUUGAACAAACAUAUUGUACGUAUUUUAACCGAACGUAGAUGGUACCUAUACAUAUACAUAUAUAUAUAUACGAGUAUAAUAACGAUAAGGGUCCACUUCGAGCAAUCGAACUUGCCAAUAAUUGGACCGAACGGAAAAUAUUGCGAAACAUCCGAUUUUUCGAAAACAGAAAUACAACCGUGAAAUGCUACGCGUCGGUUCAGAUUUGAAUCGUGCACUUUGCUCGGAAUCAAUUUUUUUGUUUUCACUGCAGUAAACUCACGGGUAAAAUUGUUUGAAAUUAAAUACAAAACUAGCUGAUACUGGGGAGGGAGGUGCCACUGUUGCAGGUAAACAGUUUGGAUUUCGAAAGGUAGUAUACAUAUAGUUAUUUAAUUAAUAACGUGUUUAUUUGGUAUUUUUACGAUUUUCGGCAACAUUUGAUAAAAAACAAAAAAAAAAAAUAUUAAAUUGAGCUCAACUUUUAGAUUCUAAGCGGAACGAGGAAUGUAUUGGUUUUACAGUGAUGUUUAUUUUAGAUUUGGAACGUAGCCUGAGAGAUCUAUUCGUUUUACUAUGAUAAGUGUUUUUUUUUAAUUUAAUUUUUUUAUUCCUUGUGUCUAUGAACAACUUUUCUACCAUAAAUAUUGCUCCAAUCGAAAAAUUACCAGAGACAUUUAGAAAAGUGACGAUCGGAGCAAAAUGUCUGAAAUAAAAGCCGUUUCAUAGAUGGGAAAAAAAAUCACGCAUAGAUAAACCGAUACAUUCUUUGCUACACUUAGAAUCUAAAGUUAGGUUCACAGCGGCACGGUUCGCGUACAGUAUAUAAAUAUAAUAAUGUACUCUCAUAAUAUCCCUUUAGCGUUUGGUAAUAUCAAGUUUAAAUUUCCAGUAAAUUACAUAUGCACUAUUAUAUUGUGCUGGUAUACUACAUAGAUAUAUUAAUAGAUAUACCUACGGUGUAUAGUUUAUAAAAUAAUUGAAUUCAAUUGUUUCCAGUAUAAUUUCCUGGUGAAGACUAUACGGGUGCUUUCCUUCACUUGUAUAACGGAACAUAAUAUAGGUAAUAUUAUUAUUUCGAGCAUACGAGUAUAGUAACUGAGGGAACACUGAUGUUACCACAUUCUAGGAGAUAACAUCUUUGAAAUGUAUUCGUGACAACUUAUUUUACGGAUACGAAUAAUUAACGGUUACGAUUAACUGAAAUGUUGAAACGUAAAUAAAUAUAAGAACAAUAGUUAUUGUUUAAUUGUUUAACUUAAAUAAUUAACUUAACUAUUUAACUAUUUAACUCAACAUAUAUAAUAUCCGCACAACAUCAAAACUUCAAAAAGCUAUAAUUUCGAAACUUUAACAGUACGCUCAAUCCUUACUUAACUAUCGUCCUUAAAUCGGCAGUAUACAUAUUAUAUUCAAAACAAAAAAAAUGGAAAAAUUAGAUUUGUUCCGCAUAAUUUUUCACUCGAAGGAUUUUCGUCGUAAUUUAAUAUUAAAAUUCCUUUAUAAAAAUAAUUAGUGUAUUAAACUCAAUUUUGUUUUAUGACCACAAAGUAAGACUUUUAAUUAACCUUCUGUUAAAUUUUCAAGCAUUUCUGUUUAAUCUAACAAUUUUACUACACACCAACUACCAAAUAAAAAUUACGUAUAAAACUCGCAAAUAUCUAUAAAUAGCUUAAAAAUGGCUUAACAUUUUUGAAAAUUUUACGAUGUCUAGAAAAGGCAAAUAUAAAUUUUCUGUUCAAAUAUCAAAUCUCUACGAAUAUUUUUAACUGAAUUACAACAAAUAACAAGAUUAUAAAAAUAAUAAAAGCAUUAUUUUCGUAAAUUUCUCGAUUCUCUUACGUUUUUAAGUAUUUUACGUUUUUUAUCCUGGUUUUUCGCGCGUAUAUAUCGGAGCAAGAUUUCUGAUAGAAUUUUUGUACACAGUAUACAUAAAAAAAAAAAAAUAAUAGUAAUAAACAUAUUCGUACAAACAAUACAUUCUUUGCUACACUCAGAAUCUAAAACAGUUAUCUAUUGAAAUAUUUAAUUAUUUUUUGAUUUUGUUGUCUAUGUUGUCUAUAACAGGGAAAUACAAAUUUAAACGGUCAAAACAAUUAUUUUAUAAACCCAAUGGGUAAACAUAAGUAUUAAAUUACUCAAGUAGCUAUUAAAUUUGAUAUUUUAAUUAAAAUUAAAACGUGAACAAUUAUUUAAUAAUUUCUACAAUGCUUAAAACAAUUUUUUUAAGGUAUGUUUAUCUAGAUUAUUUUUUUCUCUCAUCUAGAUAAAAUAAAUUAUAAAUCAAAUAUUAUUUAUACAGAUUACCAAUAGAUGAAUUUCAACACCAUAGUAAUGAGUAAGCGAUAGAUAUUAUAGAUAUUGUAAAAUGUUUUUGGCCGAUCAGAAAUGUUUAACGGUUUCACACGAGUAUCAUCAUAACCGAACUCUGAAUGAUUUUUCGUUAACAACGGCUUACCGUUCAACACAUACAUAAACCAAAUAACUCUAUCCUAUCUUCUAACUUCCCGGCCACAGUACCUUACAAUGGUGGCACAUCCGUCAGCAAUAUCGGUUCUUUUAUAUAUAUACAUAUAAUCGGAUCAAAAUUUCAAAAUAGAAAAACGUUCCUGUCGAGUGGUCGCAUGAUUGACUAUUAUGAAAUAUAAUACGUGUUGUCAGAUGUGCGUUUUUGUAGAAUAUUUAGCACACCGUAUCACGCAGUAUAAUAUUAAAAAUUAAAAACUACGUUAACGGCGGUGCAGCAGACUCCAUACUUUUUUUAUUUUUCAUUCGGGUAUUUAAUCCCGUUCGUAUUGUAUACAUAUACAGAACCCUGCGAACAAUAUAAGCAAUAACGCGGAUAAUUCCGUAUUCGUAUUUUUAUUAUUGUCGUUUUUUACGCCCCACAGUCUUUAUUAUUAUAAUUCCCAUUAUAUUAUAUUAUUUUUUUUUUUAAACCCGACGUUGUCGAUUAUUAUUAUUAUUAUUAUUAUUAUUAUAUUUUUUAACGGUAAACGCUAUAUACGCUAUAACGCUAUAACGCGGUAUACGCGGACGGUACGAUUUCGUUGAUAAAUGGUCACAUUUAAAAAUAUUUUGUAUAAACUCGGAACUCGACCGAAUCUGCAAUUAUUUUGGUAGUAGCCACGUACCCUUCAUAAUAGACAUACGCGUACUUUAAGCUAACCAUAAAAAUCAAACGAAAAUACGGGUAUUUUAAAAAAAAAUAAAUUAAAUAAAUUACACCUAACCUAACUAAAAAUAAUAAAUAAUAUAAUAAAAACAAAAUAAAAUAUAUGUGAUCUCUGUUUCUCUGUAAAGGGGUUUCAAUACAUAUAAAAUAUUUAUACUUCAUACCGAAAAACAAUUUUAUUUUGAUGAUUGUUGGACAAUCUUUUUCUUCUUCUGUUUUUGUAUACUUUUAUGACGAACUAAAAUAUUAAAUGCAUACCUUCCUAUAGUAAUUUAUUGUCUUUUAGUAAAAUAUUAUAACACUUAUUACAAGAAUAGUUUUUAAAUUGUAUAUUUAAAAUUCUCAUUGCUUUUACAUACAAUACAAUAUAAUACAAUACACCUGUUAAAAUAGCGAAAACAAUAACACAAACAUUUCGUUGUAAAGUAGAGAUUUUAUUAAACGAUGUUAUAAAAGUAUCAAAUAUACUUCAAAAGUUACCAUUAAGGAAAAAACGGGAUUAACAUGGGACAACACCGUAUCACACAGGACAUUUGUUUACCCUAACGUAAUUUACUAUGGGGUUAUAGCCGCCACGAAAACCCAACCAACCCUCCAAUCACCAUUGCAUAAUACAUAUUAUUACAGUGUUGCGCAAAGAUAACUAGAAAUUUAUCUGGAUAAAGAUAAAAGAUAAAACACUAUUUAACUGGAUAAAAAAUAUAUAAAAAAUUUUUAAUUUUAUUAAUUAAUUUACAAUUUCUACUGAAAUAAAAUAAAAUGAACUUACCUUUGUUCUAAUAACUAAUAGGCAUAAAAUAUUCAAUAAUUAUAAGUAUUUAGAAUAUAUUAUUUCAUUCAAAUUUUAAGAUUCAUUUUUAUUUUUAUUAUUGAUUGAUAAUUAUUUUAUAUUUAUUUACUUUUGUCAGUAAACAAUACUACCUGUAUUCUAAUGUUUUUUUUUUGAUGGUUGAGUACAAUGUAUAGAUUUUUCAUAAUGUAUAAUAUUAAAUUGAAGUUGAUUGUUAAUUUGAUAAUUAUAAAAUAAAUUUAUAAGCAGUCAACCCAGUCAACUCCAUUUAGACCAAUCUAUUCGGUCAUACCCUAUAGAUAUCGGCCCGGAUAUAAUUAGAAUUUAGAAAUAACAUAAAUAAUCAACCCGGAUAAUAUUAUUACCUAUUACUUUAUGUUUUUCAUUUUAUUUCGUAUUUGUACAACGAUGGUUUACUAAUGAGACAUGUAUUUUUAACUUUCAAUUUCAAGUUUUCGAAUUUCUCGGAUAAGUAAAUAUAUUCAUUUAUCUAGAUAAAUUACGUUAGAUAAUUCAAUUAUUCAUCUAUGAUAAUUAAUCAGAUAACUAAUUUGGUUCACUAUCGAGAUAAAAUAAAAGAUAAUUUAUUUAGAUAAUUUAUCUAGAUAAUGCUCAACACUGCAUAUUAAUUUAAACAAUUUUAUACAGUGUUACAGUUUAAUUCAAAUUUUAUAUUUUUAUCUAGUGGUUAAAUGGGAAAAAUGUUGAGGAAUAAGAGGAGGGGAUUAUAUAAAUUACUAAAAAUUGAUGAGUGUCUCCAGGAUUAAUCAAACCCGACAAAACUUUCAGUAAACCCAUCCUGGAAACAAUGCUUCCGUAAUAUUUUUCUCUGAUACACAUAUUUUUAAAAUGAUAUUAAAAAUAUCCCAGUAAUAAUAGUUAAAGUUUCUCUCCAGAUAUCGGAGAAGGAAAAUUUUUACCUCAAUUAAAAAAGGGCUUGAUUUUGUACGUACUAUUUCUGAAUUCAAUAAUGCGAAAAAUAUCAACAUACGCCUAGUUUUGUUAUAUUGGUACACUUACUCAAAUAUUCAUAAUUUCAAGUUUUGAAACGGAAAAAUAAAGUAUCAAUUCAUUUCAGUAUCUGGGGAUGAAUAUUUUACUUUAAUUACUAAUAAAUUAUGUCUUAAAUAUUUCGAAUAUUAUAAAAUUAAAAUUAAUGAUUAAAACAAUAGAUUUUCUAAUCAUGAUAGCAUAAAAACUAGGUUUUCUGCACAAAGUCUAACAAUCUGUGUAGAAAUUAUAUAAAAUUUAAAUUUAAAGAAAUUAUUAAUAAAUAUGAAGCAUAUCUACAUUAUGAAUUUUAAAACUGUAUUGGAAUGUAAAAUAAAUGUUAAUUAUUAUUUUCUUAAAUUAAUUUUAAUUGUUUUAUAAAGUAUGUCCCGCGAAGAUUUUAUUUUUUAUAAAUUACUCGAGGGACUUCACAUAUUUAUAUUUCAAUUAAUUUUUAUAUUUUUGUAAAAAACUUAAACAAAUCAAUUUUUAUUUUUUAAAAAUUUGAAACCGUUUUGUACAGAAUAUUCUUCGGGCAAUUUUUAUAUAUCAGCUUUUUAUAUUCAUUAAACUCGUGAUUUUCAAGCUUUGUUUAACUUCCAAGAAAAAAGUGUUCAGUUAAUUAGCUAUAAGAAUAAUAAACAAUUAGUGAAUGCGCUUACAGCAAUCUGCACAAUUUAUCGAUACUUUUUUCUAAAUUUUAAAAAAAAUAUUAAAAAUCACAAAUUUAAUGAAAAUAAAAAGUUGAAACGUCAAAAUUUUUAUGAAGAAUUAAAUUCUAUUAAAUGGAUAUCUUCAAAUGUUUCAAAAUAAUUAUAAAAAAUGUUUAGUUUUAUAACAAAACAUACAAAUUAAAUUUGUAUCUACAUUUUUAUAGGCCUUUUACCUGCAAUUCAUAUUAAAAAAAGAACAACAGAAUUUAAAUAUAAUUAAUUAUAUUUACUAUCUCAAAAGAUAUUGCAAUGGCUACAUCUUCAUGAGGCACCUUGCGGAAGUCCAUUAUAAAUUUGAUAAGUCCAAAUAACCUAUAAUUCGAGAGGCUGAAAUUGAGGUAACAAAAUAUUAUGUAAAUAAAAAAUGCAUUGAAAUUGAAGAGUUUAUAUUUUUUGUAAACAACAAUAUUUUUACAAACUUUUCCAAACCACAUUUACUAUAUUAUAUAUAUUCUGCCUCAUGUAAACCCACAUUCUCUAUUUUAAGGCAAUAGAUUCGAAAAAUAUAUGAUUGCGAAAAAAUACAGAUAUUUAAGUUUUAUUUUAAUUGUUUAAUGUAUUAUAUAAUACAAUUUUAAUAGUAGAUUAAACACAAAUUGUUGUUUUCCUAGACAAUUUUUCCCUGAAUUUUGAUUUUAAUUAAACAUUGAAAAAUACAAUAAUAAUAAUAAAUCGGUUUUUUUUUUAUAAUAAUUUGGUGUACUUACCAACAGUCGGUGUACUUAUAAACACAGUUUAACCACUUAAAGCUACGUAUUUAUUUAUUUUUAUUUCAAACAACAUAGAUUAUAUUUUUCUGAUGAUGGAGUUUGCAUACAAUCUGUUGUUUUUUGCUUAAAAAUAUGCUCUGUAAGAAAAAUAUGUGACUACUCAUAAAGUGGUCGGAUUUGUAUUGAUUUUUCUCUCUUUAUCGCAAAGAGGAUAAAUUAAUACCGGACGUAUUGGACGUGGAUUUUAAAAAUUAUAGGGUACUUUCAAAUGUUAGAAUUUGAGUUUGAAUGUGAUCUUUUUUCACCAUUUCUAUUUUUUCUUUCAUUAUUAUAUAUAUACAUAAAUCAAAGUCAAGAAAACAUUAUUAUAAUCACUUCACUCUACGCCAAAACAUGAUUUUUUUUCCUGUAAAUUACGUGUUAAACAAAAACAAUAAAAACUAAAAGUAAAGUAUAAGAUGUUGUUAAGUGUAAACAGCAAGCUUUUUUGAUAAUUUUUUUAAUAGUGAUUUUAAGAUUAAAUUUUAUAUAAAGCGUAAAUAUUACAGCUUUUUAAACCAUCCCAUUAUAUAUUAUCUAUUUAAUUGUAUUAAACUUUGUACGAUAAGUGGGCCACUAUUUUAGGUUAGAAGUUCGGAAAGUAAGAUAGAUAUAGAGGAGAAUUUAAUUUGUAUCUGUACACAAAGAUAAACCACUGCUAACGAAAAAUAAUUAGGAUUGAAGUUUCUUUUAUACAUGUACGUAAAUUGUUCCAUUUUUCUAAGGUUUUUCCUAAUUAUGAUUGAAACCGCUUGACAAACCAAAAAAUGACCUCCCUAAAGUACUAUUUAAAAUAUAUAAAAUAUUAUUUUACAAAAAGUGCUUGAAAGGUUAAAAGGUAGAAGGUAGAAAAGUUGUUCACAGAUAAAAAAAAAUGAACAUUAUUGUAAAUCCAAUAUAUUCCUCAUUACUCUCCGAGUAUAAAAAAACAUGCCGAUCGAGUGCGAAUCGAUACAAAUCGAAACCGAGCGAACUACUCGUAUUUUGUUAAGAUUCCUUAAGACAAGUUGAUUGUAAAUGUAAAUGAUUUAUUGGUUGGAUGAUUUUUAAAUAGCUACGAGCAACACUCUAAUGAUAAAGAGGAGUUCGAAAACAGAAACUCAUCAUUUGAACUUCUAAAUUUGAUAUUCAGAGGUUAUCUUAAAUUCGCACUGACUAAAAUCGUAUAAUAUUACACGAGGUCUUGUUCGACGACGUUUAAACAUUAAUUUUUCGUGAAAGCCCAAAGGAUGUUAUCAGAAAACACAUGCGUAUAAUUUAACUACAUCAAAAAUACUACCUCAAAGAGCGCCUUUAAAGUUUAUUUUUUGAUCUUUGAUCUUUUAAGUCUUACGGUCGAAUAUUAUAAACAACUAUAUGUCUAUAUAUUAAUAUUACUAUAACCCAUCCAACCAUAUUAUAAUUGAUAAAAACUAACAUGGUGAAAUAUUAUUAAUAACUAAGUAAGUAAAUGUAGGUAGGCAGAGCAUUUUUUAAUGAUGUUAUCUGCGUCAAAAUAGACACACAGUUAGUCCAUUGAAGCACAUUAAGACUUUGCUUCCUGUGUAUUCACUAAUAGUUAAAUGAUGAAUUAUUGAAUAAGUAGAUUAUGUAACAAAAUAUUAUCACAGUUGGGGGAGGGGGGAUGGUAACUGGGAAAGGUCCGACAUUUUGAGGUCAGGUUUGAUCUCUAUUCUCGUGGAGUUUUCUUGAAAGGAAGGAAAAGUGGACACGCAGUGGAUAGAUAUUCACUAAUUUGAAAUAUAUGUAUAGUAAACUGGAACAAUUAUGUACCAGUGUGCAAUCGUUAUUUUUCGAAUUAAUUUAUUUUUAGAUUCUGAGAGAUUUUUCAAUUAGAAUAAAUGUUCUUGUCAUACUAAAAUGAUACGAGUUUUUCAAUCGACAGUACUUAAUUUGAAACCAUUUUCAAAGUUAUUAAUACUUUUUCUGAAAAUUAAUUUUGUUUUUUUUUUUUUAAAAAGAUUAAAUUUUUACAUUUUACAUUACAUUUUUGACUUGGGGUUUAAAACGUAUUUAUCUAAAUUUCCAUUAGUUCGGCGUCUCUCUUAUAUUUAAAUAAAAAAACUAUUCUUUUCCUAGAAUAGUAAAAUUUAAAUUACCCUAUAUCGUAUUCAAUUUUCUCGUAGUUCCAACCUACAACAGUAGCCUACCCACGGUACGAAGUGGGUAAAGUAGAACGGUUUGAGUUUGAUAAUUUUGAUGAGUUUUAUAAAACUAUUAUUCGUGAGUCAUGACUGUUACAUUCGGAGGAUAGCCAGGGUCUAUUGAUUUUACUAUGAUGUGUUUUUUAUUUAUUUUUUUGUUUUGUUUGUAAACAACUUUUCGAAAAGAAAACUGGCUCCGAUAAAUAAAAAGUAGCACCUUUCCUGAAAGGAAAUCUGUCUGGAAAGAUACUUUAAGGAGGUAAAUUUUCGAUAAUCCCAAGAGUUUUCCCAGCAAAUGUGAAAAACCGGGAAAAACGUAGGGAAAACCGCAAAAUCGGUACAUUAAACAAAUAUUAUUAAAGAAAAUAUAAUAACUAUAUCAUAAUGCAUAUGUAAUUAUUUUACCAUAAUAUGACGUAUAAAUAUUGUUGGCAAAGCAUCACUACCAACUGAGCUCCGCUCAGAAUGGUUUUUUCGUUAGCAAUAGUUUAUCAUUGCUUACAGGUAUACAUUAAAUUACCUAUAAUAGUGGCUGCAUCCGUCUCCAUUAUUCUAGCAUAGCUUUUUUAAAUGCGAUCGUAUCACAUCAUAUAAAUUUAUAAAAUGAAAAAUAUCAUUGGAUUUUGUUUGGUAAUUUUAAACAAACAAAAACAGUACAUACAAUAUUGAUUAUAUCGACGGAAAAUACUAUGAAGUUUUAAUCGUUUAUCAACCAAGAAAAACAUAAUUAAUUAUGUAUUAAAAAGUUCCCACGCACGGAUUAAAUAAAUACUUAGAAUAAGAAUCAAUUUCCACCUGCUCUAUUAUUUAAAUAAAAACCCCGUUCUACGGUAUGCGAAAAAAAACCAUUUGAUAUUUUAACAGUUUAAUUUUUGUAUACAACAAAUUUAAAAUCAUUUAAAUAUAUUGUAAUAUAUUUAUAUAAUGGUUUUGUCGUUCCUUUAUACUAUAUUAAGUAGUUUUUACAAAUUUAUUAUUUUCGGACCACCGAACUGGUAAAUUCGAAAAUUGACUUCUACACAGUCGACCUACUUAUUAUUAUUUAGUCCAAUUAUUUACAAAUAAAAUUGUCAGUUUAACACACUGUGUACGAUUUACGCCUCAACCUAAUUGAAAAAAAUUGUUUAAGAUGGAAGAACUAGCUUUCUGAGAGAAAAACAAAACAAAACCCAGAGUUUUUAAAAUUAAACACCUAAUAUUUAUUAUUAAGUUGUUUCCGACACCGAUUAUUGAAUCAAACUUUUCACUUUGAAAACUACCGCCGGAGUUUCAUAGAUUCGUAUUACCUAUAUAAAACGUAACAAAUUGCAAUUGUUAUUAUUGCAAGUACGCCUGAAAUAAUUUUGACAAAUAGUACGAGUUUUUCGGGGGUUCUGAAACAGCGGUAACAGCAGUGGCCAUAAUUUUUGUUUUAAAUUAUUAUAUUCAAAAUUCGUGGCACGGACGGGUGGUUACCGCGACUUACUGUUUAUUUUACGUUGAUUGCUUUUCAUGGGUUGUUAAACACCAGACGAAACAAGACACCGUGAGAAACAAAACAAAAUAAAAGAAAACAUCAACAAAUAUCGUCUUUAUUAAAUACAACGAUUAUUUUGAUGCGCACAAUGACUGAAUGAUAAAUAUUAUCAUAGCGAUUUCGUACGAGCCGUUUAGUAAUCUGAUUGAUUUGGUUCUAAAUGUUUACGAUAUACUAAAUUUUCCCGCAAUGUGUUAUUACGCCGAAUUAAAAAAAAUCAGUAUACAAAUUGGAUAUACUCUUAUAGAAAAUUGAAAAGGUUGUUCUGUUAACAAAGAAUAAUAUAGUUAAUAAAAAUAUACCGGAAGCGACAAUAAACUAUUGUUGAAAUUAGAGCCGGAUUCGGACAAAAUCUUAUAGUAGGCAAGAUUUUUCAGUCAUCCUAAAAUGCAAAUUUAUUUCCUGUCUAAUUUUACAAAAAUUGUCAUUUUACACGCUAUUAAACGUCCGUAUGCCUUAGAAUGUCAAAUAUUUAUGCUACUAAUAAUAAUGAUAAUUAUAGAAUAUAAUCUCUAACGUUUUUUUACCCCGCGCACGCCAUUUGUCACAUGAGGUUUAUGCAAUAAUAACUGGCGUUCUAAUUUCUCCACUUCUGGAGAUAAAUUGCUCAGUGUGUGCAUUAUUUUUCGCGUUGUCCGUAAAAACAGAGGAUUACAUUAUAGCCAUUAAUUCACAUACGGUUCUCCAUUCGUACACAUUUGUCGACGUUUAAUUCGUAAUAUAUUCGGCUAACCGAAGCAGGCGGAUCAUUAAUCUCAGUGUACAAUAAUAAUAUAUUACGUUAUGGAGAAAAUGACGAUUAAAUAAUUAUUCCCUCAGUUAAUUAUAUGGGAGUCGAAAUUCGGAAUUCCGAAUCGGUUUAUUGCCGCAGGUAUGUAUUAGGAAUGGUGGUAGACAUAUAGUUAUAAUAAUACUCGUAAAUUAUGGACAACUCAAUUAGAGUGGGUAUAUAAUAUAAUAUAUAGUAAGUGAAUAUCGUACGAAUGAAAUAUUUCUGUAAAACCGGCGCUAGACAAUAUAAAACAGGUAAGUUGUAAAUAAGCCAUUGCACGAAUAUUUAUUUUUCUUAUUUUUUUUAUUAUUUUUUUUUUUUGAAAUCUUUAUUUCCUAUGGGACCACUUAUUUUAAUUAAAUUACUCUUUUUAGCUUUGAAAUAAGUUAUAGUAUAAAGUAUUGGUUAAGACACUAGUGGUUUGUAAAUAGCUACUUUCAACGUAAUGCGUUUCCGCUAUCGCUACGUUUUCAAAAAAAGGAGUUUUCUACAACCACCUACAUUUUUUUUUAGAAGUGUAGUGCGAUUUUUUUUUAAAGUAUCACGCUACUUUUACUUUUUAAUUCUUACUGAAAAAUAGGAAUUUAUUGUUAUUUCAAUAUUAUAGGUUCUGACCGAAGCGAGGAAUGUAUGGGUUUUACAAUGAUUUAUUAUUAUUAUUUUUAUCUGUAAACCACUGUUCUACCGGAAAUCUUGCUUCGGUAUUCAAUUUUAGUACUUUUUCUGAAAGCAAAUUUUAUCUGGGUAGUACUAAGGAGGUCACUUUUUGAUUUUCCAAGAAGUUUUCGUAAUAGUUGAGAAAAAACGUAGGAAAAAUUGUGAUAAUCUACGAAAUGUAUUAUUUUCAAUUUUGUUUUUUGUUGGAAGUCAAUUAAAAAUAUUCGUAGAAACUUAAAAUUUAAACAGAAAAUUUAUAUAUUUUGAUUUUUUAAAUGUGAUAUAAUUUUAAAAAUCAUUUAAGUUAUUUUGGAAAUAUUUAUAGAUUAGCUUUGAGAGUUUUCACGUCAUUUUUAUUUGGUAGGUACUCAAUGAAUAAAAUUGUUUGACCAAAGAGAAAUGCUUGAAAAUUAAACUAGAGUUGCAUUAAAGGUCAUAUUUUGUGAUCAAAAAUACAAUAGGGUGCAAUGUAGAAUUUUUUUUUAUAAGAAUUUCAACAUACAAUUUUGACAAUGAGCCUCCUGUUAAAUGUUAAAGUAUUUCUGUUUAGUCGAACAGUUGUAUUCAUUGAGUAUCUACCAAAUAAAAAUUACGUAAAAACUUGCACAAUUAAAUAUAAAUAACUAAAAAACGGCUCAAAUAUUUUUAAAAUUUCAAAAUGUUUUGAACCAAAAUAAACUCAAACUUGGUAGUCACAGUUGUUUUAUUGAUGGAUUGAUAUGAUGAAAGUUGUAUUUCAAUAAAUUAAUUUUACUGCGUUUUGUCGAGAAAAUGGUGUUUUUUUUUUUAGCCUUUUUUCACUACCACAAAUCCCUUCUCCACAUGAGAGUUUUCCCCCAAAAGUAUGCAAUUACGUAUAUCGUCGCCUCCGUGGAAAAACCGUGAAACUCGGUUUUUCCUUCUUCCUGAAUAACUUCGUAAGAUCAAUUUACGUAGUUUUGCCAUGAGUCAACGAUAUACAUAAUAUUACUAUUAUCAAUUAGUAUCAAUAAGUAUUUGCUUUUGGGAAGUUUCGAGUUUCAAUCCCCAUUUGUACUUAUCAUCAAAUUGAGUAGUAUUGUGAUAUUGAUAUUUUGUAUUGUUUCGCAAAGAAUAAUAUGUCUACAUUAUCCACGAAUAUUAUAAAAAAAAAGAUUUUUACUCGACAAUUUGAAAAAAUAAAUAAAAAUACGAAAUAUAUUUUUCAUAACGACCCCUAGUGGAUUGCAGCAACCGAUGUGGUAUUAAAUUAUGCGUAGGAUAGUGUGAUUAAUAACGUUUCCGUUUUGUUGACGCGCAGGCGGCGCACAAUUUAUUCUAGUUUAGAUAACACACGGAUAAAACGAAAUUAUUGGCAAGUAAAAUAUUAUGUUAUACCGUGUGGAAAAACAAAACCUCUGUGUAUACAGUGUGAUUUUUUAUUAGUUAUACAUCGCAAAUAAUUGUUUUAUAUGAAAGUAUAAUGUUAUUAAUCAGUAAUCCCGUACUUGCAUAUAUCAUGUGCACGUGAAAUUCUAUUAAAAAUUAUAUAGUUUAUUUUGUAUACAUAAUAAUUAUAAAUAAAAAAAAAACUCACGAGUAGCAGAGCUCUACUCUGUUAUCGUAUGUUCAGACUGAUCAAUAAUCGAUAAGAUACUAAUUAUCUCGGAAAGUAUUAAAUUUCAUGGGGACAUUUUUUUCGAAAGAAUUUAUAAAUGAAACAGCUUUAAAGUUUUACUUUGCCGUUUUACUUUUUUGACCUUUAUUUUUGGAAAUCAAACCACUACACCCUUUUGAUUUUUAAUAUAAACCAAUAUUAAUAAUUCCAUAAAUAGAUGAAGUUUUAAUUUAAAUAAAUUUUGGAGUUCACAAUUUUAGUUUCCGUCAACUCGUAAUGAGAUUCUCUACUUUUAAGUUUUGAAAGGGGAGAGUGGAACAUCAUAUAUGCCAUGGUGUAUUAUGUUUGAAUAGUGGUCCAUCCCACUUUUACCUUACCUAACCUUAAAUGCAGAAUAUCUCGUCACUGAUGGUAAGUAAAAAUAUAAACAACAAAAUGUAUUUAAACUAAAAUUUCAUCUAUUUAUCGAAUUUUUUUAUGUAAAUUGGGAUUAUAAAAACCAAAAGUGUAUAGUGAUUUCAUAAGUGUCACAAAGAAUAAUAGUAUCUAAUUUUAGAGCUGCUUAUUUCUCAAACUGUUCACAAAAAAAAAAAAAAAAACGGUCAUACUUCGCACGAUAGGUGACUGAAAUUGGAUAUAUAUCUGUGUACAACGAUUGAUUGAAGUGUUGAUUUGUCAACAAUAUACAUAAAUAUCAUAUUAUGUCAUUAUGGUAAAAUAAAAUAUAAAUAUUUUCCCCGAUGUCUUAUUGACAAUUGAUCACUGAUUACUCGAAUUCGCUCCCACUUUUUUGUAUCACAGGAAUAUUCUUUGUGGAAUAAUAAAUAACCUCGAAUACUGUAUACUGUUUCCAAAUAAAUGUGUGAAAUUUGACCGCGAAAUGCUAGGAAUAAGAACAAGGGCAAAUGCACAGAUUAUUUAUGAAGAGAAGGUUGUUGAACUUCAGUUGUUUUUAGUAGCUUGACAUAAAAAAAAAAAAAAAAUUUUAGUUAUAGGAGUUGAAUAAAUUGUUGAUUGAAUAUUGUAUUGUGUAUCGAAUAAAGGUUAUUACCAUUAAUAAAUACAUAUUAUAAUUAUUUUACACUUCAUCCUCUCUCUCAGUAAAAUAUCACGGAGGUCAACAAAGGUUUAAUAAUUCUCAUUAAAGCUUAAUUUUUGAAAAUCUUAAGUUUACCGAGUAAUUAUGCAUUAACUUGAUUAGCUACCGUUACGUUCCACGGGUUAUGCAUAGUUACGUUAUCUUAAAUUAUAAAACAAUGUAUUUAAGUAUCAAAGUAGACACAAAAUAAAAUAAUAAUCAUCCAAAUAACGCCAUUAAUGUAUAGUAAAAUAUGAAUGUGUUCCAAGGUGUAUUGGGAUACAAUGCAAUAUUGUGAGUGUUGGCCGGUGACCCGGUGGGCUUUGAUAUCGAGGAAAUAUCGGUUGCAUUGUGCAUGGAGAUUUUAAUAUAAUAAUAAAAAACAAAAAGGGUCCGGCUUAUGCGCGUCGUACACAAGUGAAACUCGCCGGUUCACGGUUUUAAUGAAUAAUUAGGUAAAUGGCUCCGUUCGCAGUUUUAUAAAAUAUGAUUAAAUAAUAUAAUAAAACAAUUAUCAGUUCAUGUAUGUAAAUGAGUAAAACACUAGAAAAAAUUAUUUAUUUUUGAUGGCUAACAUACUUGGGAACCUCAUAUAAUCAAUAAUAAAACAAGCCCAACCAAAAUUAUCAAUAUCAUUAAAACUGGAGUGCUUAAUGUAAUGUUUAAAUUAAAUUAUAUACGUAUCUUGUUAGAUCUAAAACUGACUAUGGAUCCGUGUGUUAUGGUUAUGUUAAUCCAAACAUUUUGAAAAUAAUUGAUAUAAUUCAUAGUAUUGUGGUCUUUGACUUGCAACAGAAGCAUUUCGAAGCAGCUUAAUUUCAAGCAUUUUAUCCAUUUCUGGUGAACCGCCUGUUCACAUUUGUUGAAUUAAAUUAUCUCUUAAUUACGUAGCACGUAUCUUAUCUACUCCAGAGAAUUCAACAUUUCCUUUUUUAAUUAAAUACUGUUUUGGACAUAUAUUUUGUACUAAUUCCAAUCUUUUAACACCACUAAGUUUAAGGACGAUUAAUGAAAUGUCUCUUACUAAUAUUUAUCUAAACAAAAUAAUCAAACGAGAAGUUUUUUAGUGCCUCCGUGGAGAAUGCCAGCAUUACUCGUAGAUACUAGUUUUACAUAUUACACUAAAAAGUACGUCGAAUAAUACUAUUCUAUAUUUGUAUUUAUUAAGAUAACAGACUGAGCCCAAUUUACAAAAAUGUCAAACAAAUACAUUAUGAUACGCGAGUGAAAUUAAAUUAAGAACAAAAAAAAUAUAUUGGAUAAGACUAAGUUAUAGUAGUUUUACCUUAGUAGCGAGGACAAGCUCAAAAAAUAACUAUAAGGUAGGGUGUAACAAAAAUUUAAAAACUGAAAUUACAAAAAUUAACCUAAAGGAGGAAUGACGGAUACUCAUUGGCUAUACGCGUAAUUUUAGUGAAAGGCUCAUUUCUUAAAUAGUUGGUAGAGUAAUGUGGAGUAAUAUAAAAUGUAUAAUUCCCGGUUGUACGAGUUGGUACCUUAAAGUUUAAAAGAGCAAGGAGAGAAGGAGAAUCAACUGAGCCAGAGAUAAUUUUUUGGAAAAAAGAUUUAUUAAGAUGGUUACAACGAUCGGCUAAGGUGAGAUUUAGAAAACGGAGGACGGGGGUGUAGUCGUGAAGCACAUAAUUGAUAAAAGUAUAUUAAAAGUAUACUUUACGAAAAUAACAAAUCUUCGCUGGACAUGCUCGAGUUGUUUGCAAGAAUCCACAGUCUGAGGAUCCUAAACAACUGAACCAUAUUCAUCAAUAGAUCUGACAAACAGAAAAGUGAUUUAAGAGAAUAGGAAAGUUUGAACUCACUUGCUAUUUUUUUAAUAAAAUCUGAAACCUUAAAUGUCUUGCAGGUGAUAUUCGAGGGCUAUAAUUUGUUGGAAAAUAUCUCGUCGGAAAAUAUUUUGUCGGAACGGUUCAAUAUGAUUUCACCACAAGCAUUACGUGACUGUAUGUUACCGCCGUUGGGUCUAAAUUAUUUUCCGACAAAAUACGGUUCUUACAAAAUAUUUUCCAAUACGUUACGCGCCUCCGUGAUAUUGUCAAUGUGCACACGAGGACAUAAAGAUGAAGAAAAAAUAAAGCCAAGAUCGCAUACAUUAGAGUCGAUAGGAAGCAUGUUGGCACCAUAGAUAUGGGUGAGCAGCCACGGGUGAAUAACAUAGAUCUGCAUUUAGAAAUGUUCAAGGACAAUCCGAGUGACGAAAAUAUCUCCUCUCAGAAUCAUUUUUCAUUAGCGAUUAUUAAUCUUUCCUCUUUAGGCUUAAAUAUUGAAUUCCCCUCUAUAUCCUACCUUCAGAAAUUCUCACCCACAACAGAGACCCACCCGUGGUGCGAAGUGCGUACACCCGUUUUAUUAUUAUCAUUAUUCACUAACAGCCUUGGUUGUACCUAAUCGUGAUGAAAAAUAAAAUAUAAACUGGGGAAUACAACGGGUAAUAAAGUUAAAUAGAUAUUUUUUAUAUUUCUCUCUACUAACACCAUAAUAAUAUUUUCUAAACGUCUGAGCCGAAAGCGAACGAAAAUUGUCGGUGUAACGGAAAAUUAAAAAAAUAAUAUGAGAAAGCACAUGCAUUUUGUUGCUUUCAUCUCACAAACGUACGAUAUAGUUGAAAUACGCUUACGAAAACUACAUAGAACUCGCUUAGUUUUGGCUUUAAAGUAAAAACAACUACGAUUUACUAUUAUAAAUUUAAAAUAGAACAAUAUUCUAAAAGACAAGACGUUGUGUUUUUUCGAUUUUCUUAGAAUGUAACAAACGAUUUACCGUUUAUAAGUAACGACUUUUUCAACAUUUCACUAAAACUUUAAAAUAUUUUUUUUAGAAAACCGCAAUGUCUUGCUCUCCGGAAUAUUGGCCUUUAUUAAUUUCGUAAUAGGUGCUUUUACUGUAAAAUCGAAACCAAGCGAGUUCUGUGUAGUCCGCGUAAGCAUGUUUUUACUAUAAUCGAGUUUUUACAAGACGGAAGCAGAAAUGCAGGUAUAGCGUCUUCUUCAGAAAAAGUAUAUCAAUUCGUUUAAGUUUUGUGAACACACUUAUCCGAGAUAAUAAUGUAACCGUCGUUAUUGUAUUGACGUCUGACACGGCAGACAAGUUUAACUGAAAUUCUUCCCGUUCUGACAACAAUAAAAUAAAUAAAUACAUGUAUGCCAAAGAUUAUACUAUUGUUAUUUUUCGUAUUUUAUCGAAUAUUGAUUGAUUUUUCCACUCUGAGCGUGGCGAGGAAUAUAUUGGUUUUAUUAUGUUAUGUAUUUCCCCUUAUGUAAAAAACUUUCCACCAGAUUUGCAAGUUAGGCAUUUUUUUUAAAAGAAAAUGCUGUUGGUUGGUUGGUCUGCAAGAAAGCCGAAUUUGGAUUUGGAAUCAUCUACAUGGAUGAUAAUCAAUCUUCGAUAAGAAACGUAUUAUCUCGGAAAGUAUAAAUUUUUUUAGAUUUUUUUUUUUUUAACGGUAUACAGAACAGCUUUAAAAUGUUACUUGUCGUUUUGCUUUGUCACCCUUAUUUUCAUGGGUGAAACUACAAACCGACUUUGAUUUUUGAAUUUCAAUCUCAAUUUACAUGCAUCAUUGAUAAAAAUUUAAAAUCUCAACUCCAAAAUGUGUGCGAACUAAAAUUGCAUCUAUUUAUGAAAUUUUUAAUAUUGUUUAAUUUUUGAAAUAUUUUUUUUAUAUAUUUGUUAAAUAUUAAAGGGAAAAGAUCUUAGAAGACGGGAUAAAAUAUUCCCCUCAUCCUCGUCACUCGUCCAUUCGAUAUGAUCCGUUGUUUUAAAUAUUUCAAAAAUACGAUCAUUGUAAACAAUUCUGUUUUGAAUGAAAAAAAAAAAAAAAAAACUAGACACAAUUGUACUUAUCGAAAUAUCAUUAGUAAUCGAGUGGAGUACGCUAAAAAAAAAGUCCUGUGAUUAUAGGUACUUAACUCAAAGACCAAGGUUUCCAAUUAAUCAUCCCUCGUUAUAAUUUACCGUAACGUUAUUAUUUUAAUGACGAUACAUCUAAUAUUUCAUAGCCGUAAUCUUAUGGCAUAAUAAUAUUAUGUAAUAGAUAUAUUUAUCGUCUUUGGAUCUAUGAAUAUAACGCUUAUACGUUUAGUCAACAAUUAUGAUCAGUUCACCCACGCACAUAGCGGGGAGUUAUUUUAAUAUUAUGUAUAGAACCCUCGUCGAUCAAAUAAUAUUAUGAUAAUAAUAUGCAUUUAUGAAAUUUUGAUUGGCCCAUUUGUAAAUUCAGUUACGUGUAUGACCGCAGACAGUCGGACUGUUUGAUAUUGCGCAGAACCGCUAUAAUAUUUGUGUUGAUAUUAAUAUGAUAAUAUUAUUAUUCGGACUUCUAAAACCGAACGCACGUGGGUUUAAUUCGUUCGUACGCUUCUGGGGCGGUUCCCGAAACACUGUAAUGGUUUUCAAUAAUUUUAAUUUUUGAGUAGGUAAAUCAAUUUUAUAAAGUGUCCUAUAAAUGCAAAUUUAAUUUUGAGAAUUGCUAAAGAGCAUAUUGGCAUUGUUACAUAAUUAAUCAGCUGUCCCGUACCAAAGAAAAAAAAAAUAUGUAAUACAGACAUUUUCUUUGGAUUUCCUGGUUAAAUCCCCGUCUCCCAGUAACUAUCACUGCAGUUAACCGUCGUUGCUCUUAAAUAAAUAUUUAAAAAUUCCUUUUUUUUUUUUUAACUUUUAUUUUAAACCUGUCAGAAAUUAAUUAUAUGGAUGAUAAGCAAUGAAAAUUUUUUAUAAAUUAUUAAUUUGAAUUCAGACUAAGCUACUGCAGGUUACGUCUAUUACUUCUAUUGAUCAUAUCGACGAUUUUAAUAGUUUAAAACCUUCAGCGGACAACGUUAAAUAUUUUGCAAAACACCAUGUAAAAAAUCCGGUAAUUUCGGAUCCAAUCCGUCAUAUCCGUCCAUUUUGACUUUGUAUAAAAAAAGCCCUCGCGCGGGUUUAAUUUAGAAAAAAAAGUAAAAAAUUAAAAAUUACUUUCUCUUGUAUUCUAAACAAAACUUGUAUUAUAGUGACUUAAGAUAUUUUAAAUGUUAGUAUUAAAUGUUAGAAUACCGAGUAUAAACUAUACGAUUUACACUAAUAUAAUUUAUGCCAUUUAGGCCAAAAAAUAAAGGCAAACUAAUUAUUUUUAAUCGUUGUUCUCUAGAACUUUCUGGAUACCGCCCUAUGUUUAUAUUUAUGAGUUCUCGUGUUGUUUGAUAUCUAUGCAACGGACCACGGUAACCUUUAUUGUGUUUACACAAGACAAGAUUCAAAUAAUUGGUAUGGUCUUAUAUUACUUUACAAUCCUAUACCUUGAGGGUGUCCAGUCGAGGGAUAAGUAAAGUUCGAGAUGCUAGCCUAUGGUAUCCUCAUGAUAAUGGCUAUUCAUCCCUGGGAUUACAUUAUUCAUAGAUAUGCACUCCACUUGACUUCACUGAAAAUAAUCAACCAAUGGAAAAUUUGAAAUUUCAUGAGAAAUUCGAUUUUCCGGGAAAACUGGUAGGGCAGGAAUUUUAAAAAUAUGGCCAAGAACUCACAGGAGAGUGAUAAUCAUUAUUAAAAAAUGGAAAAUAAAAAUUGGGGAGGGGACGGGGUAACGUACAUGAUAGUAUAAUAUUAAUCAGUGCAGUUUUGGAGUAGUAACUGUUGCAUUAUAAUAAUACUUUCCAAUCAAAAAACAUCGGUACGUACCACCGAAAUCGUGACUUAACCUAACCUGAUAUUUGUUUUUUUAUUUAAACUUGCAAUAUACUCGCCAUACGGAAAUGCGUGAACAAAUGAUUCAGGUGGCGGGUAACCAUUGUUUAUUUUUUUACAAAUCAAAAACGAACAACUGUAAUAAUAGCAAUGAAAUGAAGGUGGCGUUCACCUAACCUAACCUCCGUACAGGGUUAUCUUAACACCGACACAUAAAGCUAAACAAUUUUUUAAAUCAUCUUUACAGGCUGGCAGUGCCCGUCACCCUGAUCGUCCCGCACAAAUCUUAAAUAAAUGAUCUCCCAGGCUGAUGUUGCCGUUGCUAGUAGUCCGCCACUGGGUACCCCUCCCUCUUCUUGACACCGGUGGCAGCGCCGAGCCUUCGCCUAACCUAAUCUAAUUUAUUGUGGCCUUUUUACUGUUCGCAGGCGUCGUCUGAUGCGUAAUCGCAGCCACGGCUAUCUGCAUCACGACAACGACAGCGGCACCGGCCAAGUUGCAACUGCACGUGCCAUAGAACUUUUCGAUCCGAAAAAGAGUGACCGAGCUGUGCUGCCACCGCAGUAAGCUCCCGACAACCGCGAAACACGGCAUCAUGGGAAUAGCUCCAAUGGCGACGCCCCGAGAUCCCAACCGCGACGAGUACUAUGACACGACGACCGGGUGUCAACGGUUCCGGCAUCAUUGCCGAAGACGGCGCAGGCGACGCCGUGACCGACCGAUGUCCACGCUGGCGUUCGUAGCGUUCGCACUUUACGCUGUGGCCACCGUACCGCCGGUGCUGCUAACACCAGCCUCCGAUCAAAUGAGUCUGUUGAGAAUGCAGCGAAUCAAGUCGUACGUAGACGACACGUGCACCCUGGAUCCGCAUUGCCAGUGGUCGUGGGACAGAGAACUGAAGAACGGUCUGAGGAACGUGACCGUGGACCAGGCCGCGUCCAUGGUGCCUCCGGAUUACUUGUAUCCGCCGGGUAACGACUCCGAAACGGGACAGCGAGGUGAGUGUUCGUUAUUUGAUAAAUGUAAUUUUAAAAAGUAGUUUUGCAGGGCAG
Cinara cedri is the source of this 70668-nucleotide messenger RNA. The record is from the annotation of a GenBank genome assembly. NCBI's taxonomy places the organism in Eukaryota, Metazoa, Arthropoda, Insecta, Hemiptera, Aphididae.